Messenger RNA from Pelobates cultripes (western spadefoot toad), 65067 nucleotides. NCBI's taxonomy places the organism in Eukaryota, Metazoa, Chordata, Amphibia, Anura, Pelobatidae. The record is from the annotation of a GenBank genome assembly.
GUCAGAAUAAACUAAGAGCUUCUCCAACAUUAGCAACACACACACACACACACAUAUAGACAUAACCAGACAGAAAGACCUCUCUGAGAACAGCCCAAAUCUGCAGCCAUCUGUGGUGCAGGAAUCAGAGUUAGGGGUGGAACCCUGGUUUGGAGCUGGUUUAUUGGUAAGCAGCCUACUGUGAUCUCUUGAUGGAUUGAGUGGAGAUGGAUCGAAUUACAGCACUUGCCUUGCCUCAGUUUGUUUUUCUCCUGGCUUGCCAUACUGAUAGGAGGCUUUUUACCAGUUUGGGAUUAUAUGAGCAAAGAAGCAGGAGCAACAGCAACAGAGAGCAAAAUUAUAAUACCAAUAAUACUAAUACUAAUAUAUCCAGCUAUUUCCCUGAUGAGGUAAGCGGCUGAUUAAAAUACAAGCUAGUUGGCAGUCAGUGUGUCUCUCUCUGUCUAUUCAAGGUGCAGGCAUGGCACAGCAUGAGGGGCUGGGCGGGAGGGGGUCUGCAUGCAAAGUGUCCACUCUGAGGGGGGCAAAGACUGGGCACUGAUCGUACUGUGUGUCUGCGGAGGGAGAGGGCUAGGUAAAGUUCAGCCGUGUAUUAGUGUCUAGGGGAUUUAAUUGUCUCUGUGUGAAGCUUUCUCUCUGUGUGAGGUGGUCUGGGGUGAAGUUGUAGUUGGGGCUGUGCUCUGUGUUUACUGAGCUGUGCUGGGGGGGUGGGAGUGUGUUUGGGGGGAGGUGGUGUAGGAGGGAGGGGAGGGGGUUAAGGCAGUCCGCUGUCUCAGUGCCAUUUGAUCAACCUAGAGAGCUUUGAAGAUCAGAAAGCUUGCAGCUGGGCCUCAAGACACUGCUGGGGUCUCUAGGACGGUGGGAUGAACAGACCCUUUAAACCGAUUUGGAUUUCCCCCCUCCCCUGUGCUGUCUGCUUGCAGCUGGAUGAAAUAAACAUUGCUCUGGUGGACUAGAUCUAGAAAAGGACCCAUAUACACUGCUGGCAAAGUUAGCCGAUGGAUACCAGGAUUUGCAAUAUGUUUUGGGGGAUGGAAAAGUAGCACCCCGAGAGGUUGGCAUUACCACCCCAACAACCCUUUACCCCCCCGUAUCGUCCCGACUAGUUACCAUAGGUGAGUUAUGUUGAUUGUUAUUUUUAUCUAAAUCUAAUGGCAACUUCUGUCAUUUUGUGGACUGCAAAUCCCAUCACGCUCGGCCAAACGCGCCGCUUUUCGUGGUGUGAUGGGAGUUGCAGUCCGCCACCCCGAAGUGUGCCUGCCGCUCAUCGUGUUAAGUGAGAGACUGGGGAUCCGAUGUCGCCGUACACUGGGUCACGGUGCAACCUGUUCCCUGCAGCUUCUACCGAUGGAACCCUGGCGUUCUAUUGACCCCUUCAGGGAUAGGGGACUAGCACUCCUCUCUGUCAUGACAGGUCUGGCCAUUGGCCAAGCAUGCCACAAAUGGGUUAACGCUGUAUUUUUAAAUAUUGCCAAUUACUAGGGGUAACGCUUUCAGCACCACAGCGGUGGCAAGCAUUGGACAGUUUGUAUACAAUCUGAAAUGGUUCUGGUUAUUCAAACCCUGUGCAUGUAGGCUUUUAUUGUGUGUAUGCAAUAUAUAUAUAUAUAUUUAAAUACCACCCAGAAGGGUGAGGAAGUCCUACAUAUAUUUAUUAAUUUGUAUGUUUUUUCUUCUGCCAUUGUAGCUGAUGUAUUGAAAUACAUUGGCUGGUUUAAUGUAUGGUAACUUUGUAUUCUCCACCUCCCUCCCUACAUGGAAAUGAUUUACCGAGGGGGUAAUGCUGGCAAAACAUUAGUGGGUGCUUCCCUUCACUGCCAGUAAGAGCAAUGCUCCGGGUUAUAGAGAGAGCUAGAUUUCAUUCUGCCAUAAAUUAUGCAUGGAAACAAAUAGGAUAGUCAGAGCUGUGCUUUCUCUGUGCAGUGCUGCAAUAAAAGCCCAUGGCUUCCAGGCACUUUUAUUUGUCGAAAAGCUUUGUUUUGUUCAUGUAUUAAUAGAAUGAACUUUUCUUGUUGUUUUGUGUGUGUGUCUUCCUAUCAGUGCACAUUAUGACACGAAUAUGGUGGAUUAGGGUAUUGAUAAGCAAGGUUUAACUAUCUGAUCCCAGAAUGUAACAGAAAGGUCACUCUGCCUGUGUGUGGAAUAAGGUUUUGCAAUAGAGAUACUGAAUUGGAAAUCUGUGUUUAGUGCAGUGCACCACCUACUGAAACCACACCUCACAGUUCCCAGGAUUGUUUUAUGUCAGUGACACUGUGUAGAAUAGACCAGCCAGAAUUAUUGCAUACGGGCAGAUAGUCACUUACAUUCUGCCUGCUUAACCUCUUAGCUACCACUUGCUUGAUGACCUCCUUUGCUGAUAUAAAUGGACUUAAAAGCAUUAAAAUUGCUCAUGCAAGCUACAAUGCUGUGGCUCCACUCUCAUUGUGUAUUAACCCUUCCAAAGUUUAGUAUCCAUAAAUAAUGCAUACCUCUCAAGCUAUCAGUAGGGUUAGAAGUACACAAAGCACAUAUGAAUGAGAUUGCAUUAAAAUGCAGCUCUCACUUGGAGUCAUGUGUGUGGAAUACAUUAUUUCUUAUGGGAUAGAAAAAGCACUUCGGUAAUAAUUUUAUUAAACCAGGGUUGUUUUCUAUUUAAUGUAUUCAUAUUUAGGAUAUCAUUUGUGAAUUCAUUUGCUUUAUUUUAUCAUAAUAUUAUAAUUGCUAUUCUUCAGACUUUUGAUAUAUGUGACAUACCCAGCUUACAUUAAGCUUAAAACCAAACAGUUAUUGGAUUAUAGAGAUUGGACGUUUAUUGGGCUUUAUUUGAGCCAGAGCAAAUUACUGAUGUGCUAUAAUGUAACUGUAUACCUAAUGAAAAUUUGGAUGCAAUGUUCCAUCACGGAAUUCCACCUAUAAUCAUUUUCCUUACUCAGAAAGGAAGCGUUUGAAAAGAUGAAUGUGCCAUGUCAUUCAUUCCCAAUUGUAUAGUUCAAGGAUCUAAUUAUAUUGGCAGAAAUAAAUGAGGAACUUUUUGAAGGCGGUGUGAAAUUUGCAAUACUUUUUCGCCAUCCUACAUGACUUAAAAUAAAUUCUAGUUCUGGGCUUUUUUUUUUUUUUUUUUACUAGUGAUGUAGUGUCUCUCUGUAGCAUAUAAACACACAACUACCCCAUUUGACAUAUGACUGUAUUUUCGGGAUCAGAAACCAAUUUCUUACUUGCUACCGUUUGAAACAAUCUUGAAUCUCAUUGCAUGUCCCUUUUCUGAAUUGUAACCCUUUCAGUGCCAAAGAGCCCGGGAAAUAAUGUCAAAUCAACAUUUUACCACCCCAACCCACCCACCCCCACCUCCCCCAAAUAAUAAUUUUGCAAGGGAUAUAUAUGUUCUGGUGUUCAGUGUGCAAAUACAGCUAAUUACACAUUACAUUAAUGCAAUCCUACUAAAAUGACCUAUUCAAACUGAAUGCCCUUUUAUGAAUUUUAAUUAUCGCUAUAUAAUAUUGGACUCAUGAGGUUAUGACAUGUUCAAUUAAUGCAUUAACCUGCAUAAACCAUGAUUUGUCAAUCGAGAAAAGUGCUUAGAAUUCAAUGUGGGCACUGCGUAGAGGUCUGAAAACAAAAGAUGACUAUGUGUGCUUUAUAUUUCCCCUGAAGAAAAGAAAUAAGUUAACACCUGGCACAAAUCUUCCAAAGAGACUGAACAAAACAAACCGAGAGAAAGAGAUCAAGUCAAUUCUUGUUGAACAUACCUGUUCCUCCCCUAAAGUAGUAAACUCAGAAUACCUUCCCUGAGGUCAAAGGAGAACGAUGGUUUAACCCUUCACGUUCCACAAGGCUAUCAUAGGCAUGAAAACUGUACUACUUACUCACUGCAGAAGAUAACAUUAGGUUCAGUUCUAGUACUUGCAAAUUGUGUGAAAUUAAAAUUGUCAGUACAAUGCUAUCUUUCUCACGUUCGUAAGGGAAGAUGAUCUGUUUUCCUACAUUAGAUAAGCCAUUAUGGUUACAGUUAAAAAUCCUUAUAAGCCAUUAAAUUAAGUUCUUACUUCCGCAGAGAAUUGCUGCCUAUUUCACAUUCAGAAGAAAACGUGUUUAAUUUUUCUUUUUUUUUUUUUUCUUGUCGUAGCGCAAUGUUCACAGAACAUCUUAUAUGUGAGCCUCCUGGUACCAAUUUCAUAAUCAGCAGGUGGUGUGUCAUGGUAUAUAUCCAGUGUCACACUCUGCCAAUGCAGGGCAGUCAAUAAUAAGCUGAUUUAGUUUAUUCAAACAGGAAAGCUAAUAAACUGUACUGCUUCAAACAGGCUAAUGUUUGAGUAGGAAAAGCCAUCAAAUCUCAUAACAUGAGGCGCCCCCAUUUUCCCAUCUUUCCUGUCUCGUUGGCCUUUUGUUAAGUAAUCCAUAUUAGCAUUUUAACAUCCGUGCAGUGAACUUCUGCCUUUCUUUUUAAACUUGGGCACAGUGUGUAGACCAUCCAUCAUUCUGUCCUUGGCCACAACAGGCUACUGGCUCCAUAACCAUUCGGCGCUAUAGAGAAAUUAUCCGACUGUGAAACGGCACAGCUGGCUUUGGCAUUUUUUUUUCUUUGGCACCACUGCCAACAUUGUUAGGCCACAGCCACAAAAGUUAAUAACAUCAUGAUCAGGACAUUUUUCUUUUGUUUUACAGUUUUCCGUAGCAUCAUCAUAUGCACACGAAACCCAACCCUAGAACGAGCCCUCUUAACAGAAAUACACAUUUGCAAGAAGAGAGACCCACAUAUGGAAAUGUUCAGGUCUCCGAGAUAAUGCCAAGAUAAAUGAAAUGUCAAUUAUGGGGUAUUCAUACGUUUUAACAACGUAAUUAAUAGAAAAUGGACCUUUUGUCCGUCGAGCGUGUCUGUCCCACCCCAUGGUAAUUAGUAUUCCAAACGAACCAUUCAGAUUGAAAUUAUUUGCAUACAUUUAUAUGCAUUUAUUUUCAAUUGCUCUUGGAAGAGGGACAAUGAACUAUCUUUAUUAAGCAACGUUAAAGAAAUUCCAUAGGAUUAAAUGACUACAUUAAAGGUCUGCUCGUUUAUACUAUCCUCCUGUUCUAGGAAUGUAAGUCUCAUCACCCUCAACUUGCUGUACAAAAAAACAUUGGGGCUCAUUCACUAACCACAGAAUUUUGAAUUGGAAAUUAAAUUGCACAAUUUAUAAUCGCUGAUUUGGAAACAUUCUGCCGUUCAGCUACAGUAACAGGUUAGCCAUUUUAACCAACAUUUUGCAAUCAGGUUUUCGGUUUGCUUCAAUUCCAUGUUUUUGGUGAAUUAAACCCAUACAGAAAUAUUUGAUAAGAUUAUUUACUGAACUCGGAAUAUUAGCAAAUCAGAAAUACAAAACUGUGCCUCAAAUAGCCAAGCUGUGACUUUAUCUCAGUUGACAAAGUUUCCAGAUCAACUAUUUUAACAUAGAUUUUAAUUUGAAAUUUUGAGUUUUGUGACUGUGAUUUAAAAGGGAAUAUCACAUUUUAUGCCACAGCACCUCAAUUGAAACACAUGUUUUUUUGUAAAUAACCAUGUAAAAUCUCUAUUUUGUCAAAAUAGCCAAAGUCCAAGCAUGGCUGAGAAUGCUUCCAGUUUGAAUAUUUUGGCCUAAAACUGGAUAUUCACUUAGAAUUCCUGACAUUUCACACUUUACAGGGCUAACUAAAAGUGAGAAUUCAAAGUGAAUCUUAGGCCAAAAUAGUCAAACUGGAAAAACUCUCUAAGUCAGCUAUGCAUCCACUAAGGCUACUUUGGCCUUAAAUUUUACCUUCACUUUGAAUUCACUAUGAUCUUCUUUUUUUUUUACUUUGUAUGAAUAAUGUUGUUAGUAAUUAGCCAUAGCAUAUUGAAUUGAUAUAAUAAAAAUACCCAUAUUAGUUAUAGAGUCCAUUGAUUUUCUCUAUCUUUAAAAAAAAAAAAUGGUUUAUAUAUAUAUAAAUGGUUUGGUAAAUGCUAACAGAUGGUAUUAUUUUAUAGUCACCCUAUAUAAUUCUUGUGGUUUUGGUUACAUGGAAAAAGCCUCGUUAGAACGCGCACUUGAACUUUCAUUAUUGAACAAAUCACACAUUUCCUAGAUUCCUUUGAACAUUUCUGUUGUGCUAGGUAUGGCUGAACAGGGUACUUAAUUAACCAGUUUUUACAUAUCCCCUUUCAAUAUUGACUACAAAUCUGCAUUGCUAGACUUCAUUUCACACAAGAAUGAGGUACUAAUUUUACAGUUGACCCCCUUUUUUUUUUUGCACUAUUUGUGUCCCUUCCUCCCCCAUCUCUCUAAACACUCUGCAGAUGGUGCCUCAGGCAGGGGAAGUGACUUUCCCAAUGUCACACCAAACUGAGCCUGGGAUUAAAACAAGCUUCAUUCAUUGCAAACCUAUUGUCCUACUGUCUAGACCACUCCCAGAGCAAUGUGACUUGUGACAAGCGUUUUAUCCUGCUCCCAAAUUAAUUUUGGGACAUUUCAAUAUGCUCUUAUGACUGAACCUUAUAACAUCAUUGCAAAUUCAUUGUGACACUCUAGGUUGUUGGGAUUUAUUCCCCUUACUGGCAUUUAUAGAGUUAAUUCAUUCAUCCAUUGAUUUUAACCCUUUUAGUGUCAGCUGUGUUUGCUGCAAAGGAAUCUCAACAUUUCAGUACAGAUUUUUUUUGACAUGUUUGUUAUUCUAAAAGUUAGAGCAUUACUUUUGCAUUUUUUUAAAACCUUCCUUUCCAUCUUCAUAUUGCGCUCCUGGUACUGCCUCACACAAGUAAAAGAUUUGCCAAGCAGCUUAGCUGGUGCCAGGUCCAGUGGGAUUAAUGAUAAAUAAGUUGGUAAGCUCUGGGACCUCCCAUUGACAACCUUAAUUAGGCACUAUAGGCUGGCUAGCAUCUUUUUUUAUUUCAUUUUCAAAUAAUACAAUGAAAUCUGCAAAAAAAAAUAAAUCAAUGUAAAUAAUAGAAAAAAACAUACUUGUCUUGCAAUUUUAAAGGGGAUUCAAUUAGUGUUAGCAAUACACAUCCCUAUUCCUAACACUAUAGAGUCCUUACCCUCCCCCCCGCCCCUGCUCACACACACCUUGCACCCUCUCCCUCCCAGCUCAUAAAAUGUUAAAAAAAAAAACGUUUAGUCCCUUAUCCAAUUCCAGCAUCCAGUGUCUUUCGGCGCUAAGUUGGCACUCACCUCGGCCGACGUAAUCCACCUCAGUGACUUAUGUGCAUGCCCGGCGAGGACAUUCGGCCAUUGCCAUAGGAAAGCUUUGCUUCAAUGUUCUCCUAUGGGGAUUUUACUGACGCUUGAUGUCCUCAUGCAGAUCGUGAGGACGUCCAGAGUCUGUUAGGCGACCUAAAAGUCAGUUAGCAACCAGGACGUGCUUCUAUUGGCUGUCUUAGUCAUGUUAUGUAAUUAUUGCAGUUUUUUCAAGAACUGCAAUGAUUUACAUUCCAGGACUAAGUGGGACUGGGAUACUGCACCCAGACCACUUUAAUGAGCUGAAGUGGUCUGGAUGACUAUAGUGUCCCUUUUCAAAUAUUUUCUCAGGGAUUUACAAUAAAAUCCUUAUCUCCAGCCAUCAAUAAGUAAGACUAUCUCCAUGGACACUAUAGUGGGAUUGGUGCAAGGUACCUGCACUGGCCAGGACCACAGUUAAUGAGCUUUCCCAGUCUGCUGACUUUGCAUUCCCCUACUAAUAGUUUUGUGGAGUUCCAAUAAAAUUCCUCUCCAGCCAUUUUGGAAAAGUAUUCUCUGAAAUAAUAUGGGAAUCCAUGCUCACUCAUUUGUUUGAAUGGGAAAAGCACUAUACAUGAGUAUAUGCGAUGCAAUGUAUGUGCAAGGUUUGCAAUGUAAUACCUCUGAGUUACAAAACUGGCCGGUGGAAAGGAUUUUGAAGCGUUCUUCCAGUAAAUUCAGUAAAUGGUUUCCCAGUGCUGCUUUGCAUUCCUGAUACUAUAGUAACCAUUGUGGAGUUCCAACACUUCGGUCCCUUUUGGAAACAGAUUCUCUGGGAGGAAUUUAUUGUUCUAUGUUUUUUGUUUUGAUGAACUAGUGGAAACUUAUAAAAUAUAACUAUAAACUAUGUAUUUAACUAUAACGUUAAUUGUAUUUAACAUUAAAAUAUUUAAUACUUUAUCUCCUCAUCUUUACAUUAAAGAUGCACAGAUUUAUGAAGUAUUUCUUUUAAUCUAUCAUCUAUAAAUCAUGGUAGGUUUAUGCAUUGUUCUCCUCUAAAUCCCUUAUUUAACAUAUAAGGGAGGUAGACUGUCCUGAGAAAAAAGACGGAGACAUUGUUUUGCAAACAUGCACGUAUAAACAUAUGCCCUCCCUAAAAUCCUUAAAUUGCCUUAGCAUUCCUUUUGUAUUUUGUCUAUUUAAAGGACUCUUUGCAGACAUGAUGGAGAUCUGUUUUAUAUAGCAUGCAGGUUUUAUAUAGAAAUUUAUAUCUAUAGCAAUUUUAUAGAAAUUGAAACAAAAUGCCAUAAUUAUAAUAGGUAUAGUACCACAACUACUAAGAUUGCCACUGAUACAGCUGAGCAGUUAGUCACCCUUCUACAAGUGAUGUUUGAACUCUCAGAGUUAUUCGCUAAAGUGAGAAUUAUUGCAGAUUCAUAAUGAAUUUCAAAAUGUAGGCCAAAAUAGUAAAAAUUCAGUUUGUUUCCAUUUUAUCCGUUUUGGCCCUUAAGCUUGAAAUUCCUUGUAAUUUUCACUUUAGUGAGUCCUCUUUAAGGCAUGGUAGGUUUAUGAAAAACUUAUAUUAAGAGUUAUUUAUCCCAUUCUACUUAUAGACUCUUCCCCACUCCCCCCUGAUUUUCUUUGACUCCUAUGUCAAUGGCUGCAUCUCCUCAUAGCCUUUUCUAACAGCCAUUCUGGAGGAAGCAUGUGCCAAAUGUGGCUUCUAGUCUGGGGAUUUGGUGGUGAUUUCAUCAGCACAAGAUAUGAAUUAUGUAUACACUUACAAAUAUCUUACUCACCUACCAGUUUUGGUUUCUUGAUAACAGAUGUCCUUUAAUGGGUGUUAGAAUCCUAAAAAUGCAGUAUCUAAUUAUAUAGGUAAUAAAGUCCAUAUAGAAGUACUUUUUUGGCCAAAAUAACUGAGCUUGAGAAUUAGCCAUACCAAAUAAAUUUCCAAACACAUACAUAUUAUUAUUUUAUAAUUAAUGAAGCUUUGGCAAAUUCUGUAGCGCUGUACAUAUGACAUUAAACAAUUAAGUGAAAUGUCUCUUCUUAAUGUUGUUGGUUAUUACAAUGAGUUCCAUUUGCCUCGUACCUGAACAACUUCCUGAGGUUAUAACUACUGUGUAACAAUGGCUUACAAAUAAGAUGUGCCUUAUUUAUUCACAGGUGUAAAACCUGAGCUGUGUUAAAUUAUUAUAAUAAACUAAUUUCGUUCAGUAUCUCCCCACCCUUCCAACAAAUGUCCACACACCGACCCGAACUAUGUGCAGUUUGGUGGGCGUGUAUAUAUACAUACCUAUAAAAAUGUUAAUCAUGUUUGUUUAUGCUAAUUGCUACUAAUUCAGUUUCUUUUUAUGGAGGAUGUGAAAUGUUUGCACUAUACACCUGUGAAUUGAAGAUGAAGGAACAAAUAAAUAAUGUAUAUAUUGUAUUACUUUCCCUAUUGGGACUCCACUAUGUUUACACUGCCAUUUGCUUUUUUACCAAAAAAAAUGGGAAAACAACAUCCACUACGAUUGCAGAACUCCUCAUUAGUAGCGUACACCAACUAGGCAUGGCAGCCUGUUCUCAAACACCUGGGAACAGUGUUAAAACAGAGAGGACUUUACUAGAUGUCAUUGCAUUAUAGCAAUUUUAGAGUUAAUGCAAUAGAUUUAAAAAAAAUUGUAACGUGGCAUUGGAUUUGUUCAUUAAAGUGGUGAAAGUAUAGUUGACAAGUGGCACUAGUAGAUUUAUUGUUAUGUCAAUUGUUUUUUAAAAAUAUGUUGGCAUUUGUGAUUUUAAGGUUGGAUUUCAAUGUUAAUAAAUCCGAUUUAGAACCCGUUUUAAAGUGUCUUUUCCUUUACAAACGGUUUCUCUCUUAUUUAGGAAAAGCAGCAUUUGAAUUAAAGCAGCUUCUUCAUAAGCUUUUUAUAUUUGCUGUUGCUGGGAAGCCCCAAAACCAGCAUCUAUUGUUUGGGGUGGCAUGAAAGCCUUUUUUUCAAAAUCAGUACCAAGGAGAAAUGUUGAAUGUUUUAUCGAUUGUAGCUUCUAAGUAAUGCCGUUUGCCCUUGAGGUGAGAGAACAUCCAGAUAUAAACUGAACAAAAGUACAAGAGGGGUGGGAGCAGACAACCUCCUUAUAAAUAGAGAUGAGAGGAGCAUAGAAUUGCCAUACACGUUUCUUUUAUGUAUACAUGUGAAAUAUGAGAGGUUUAGACACAGAACCACCAGGCAAGCAGACUGUGUAAGACAGGAGAGGUGUGCAGAUAAACAGGGAAGAGCAGAGAGAUUGAACCUGCAGUUGGAGAAAUAAGGGGUGGGAGAUGAAUUAAGAAAAACACCUGGGGAGAGCUCAGCUGUACCCAUGACUGCUGACCCCAAAUACCAAAACCGUUACCCCCAAUAACGACAUGACACCUGAUUGUUGGGUAAGGGCAACGGCCACAGCUUUAUUAAACUUUUACACAGCCAGCAUUUCCACCUGCCAGCUGUUGGGGUGACUACCCAACAGACAGAUACUCCAAGUCUUUAUCCAGAGUUCGUACAGCCUGCCUUCGGCCAUCAGCCCUAGCAGGCUGCGACUCCCCAAAUCCUUUCCGUGCAUUACGUGUGCUGGCCAGGAACUCCGCCAUAGCUGUGACAAAACAAGAACAGAAACAAACAACACCACAAGCCAAACCAUCACAUAGCAUGGGAAAUUUUUUGGGGAGGGCGGGCGGGAAACUGUUCCAGACUGCUCCUUCUGCACUGGUGAGUCCCACCCCCCUGCUCUCCCUCUUAUAUCCCACUAUAUAGGCAACAUUGUAUCUUUUAUAUUCCCACCCCUUACUGCAGGGCAGCAGUCAUGCCUCCCCUUCCUUGCAGUCCAGGGGAUAUCUUGACUGCUGACCCCAAAUACCAAAACCGUUACCCCCAAUAACGACAUGACACCUGAUUGUUGGGUAAGGGCAACGGCCACAGCUUUAUUAAACUUUUACACAGCCAGCAUUUCCACCUGUCAGCUGUUGGGGUGACUACCCAACAGACAGAUACUCCAAGUCUUUAUCCAGAGUUCGUACAGCCUGCCUUCGGCCAUCAGCCCUAGCAGGCUGCGACUCCCCAAAUCCUUUCCGUGCAUUACGUGCGCUGGCCAGGAACUCCGCCACCGCGAUGCCGGCCCUCCCUCUCUUUACCCGGCAUCGCACCCCCCGCAGCCAGCGCCUUUUCUAUACCCGACUGCAGACCCGCAUUAAAAAUGUCCAAUCCUAUUUGGUUCAGGUGCACUCCGUCCGCCCUCAUCAACUUCCAAUUGUCCCCCUCCAGCUCCACAUGCCGAACUGCCACACCACCAGGCCGCCGCACAAAGCGAGAGAUCGUCAUGUUGAGCUUGCGCCUGCUCCACUCCAGGCCCUUGGCAUGCGGCAAAACCUGCCAGCCAGGACGGGGAACAAUCUCCGACCAAAUCAGAGUACAGUCUGAGAAUAGUGCCAAGUCGUUCCAGACUGCUCCUUCUUCACUGGUGAGUCCCACCCCCCUGCUCUCCCUCUUAUAUCCCACUAUAUAGGCAACAUUGUAUCUUUUAUAUUCCCACCCCUUACUGCAGGGCAGCAGUCAUGCCUCCCCUUCCUUGCAGUCCAGGGGAUAUCUCAACAGGAAUACAACAGUGUAUGUUUGUAUACAUGGCAGACAGACGGACAAAACUUACAGGUAGAUUAUAGGACAGUGGAUGGCUAAACCAAUGGCAUUUUUAUUAAUAUUAUUUAUCUAUAAAGCACCAACACAUUUCACAGCUCUGUACAUGUGUAUAGUUGGCACAUGUAAAAAGACAAAGGUAUAAUACAUAUGAGACCACACCAAAUACAGGAGGAGUUAUGGGCCAUAUUCCAGUAGGAACUUAGAAUCCAUAAGGAGUAAAGGAGUUUAAGCAUGCGUGGGAUAGGCAUAAGGCUAUCCUAACUAUAAGAUAAGACUAGGGACUAAUGAAAGUAUUUAGAAAAUUGGGCAGACUAGAUGGGCCGAAUGGUUCUUAUCUGCCGUCACAUUCUAUGUUUCUAAGGAUAGAUGGCGACUUGCAGAAUAGGCUAUUGGAAGAUAUUGGGAUAAUGAGGAAAAAAAAACUAGUAUCGUGAAAAAGGGGGUCACAAAACUAUCAAGUAUUGCAAAAAUAAAAAUUUCUAGAGUGACAGAUAUACUUAUCCUUUCAGACUUAUUAACAAAAAUCUGGUAUAACUGAGAUGUGCUUUCCCCUCUAUAUUCUUUAAAUAGAAAGCUUUGGCAUGACAGGUCUGUUUUUACUGAUUGCACAACAUUCCUGUGCUCAGUGCUUCAAAGAUAAUUGGUUUCAGUGUAAAGAUAUAUCUAGGUGUUUUUAGGUAAGUGUUGCUUUGUCUCCUACAAGAUAAUAUCACUGAAAAAAUAGUUUGUUUUGUAUUUAGUUUGCAGAUACAGAAAUCCAUUUCACGGAAUGACCUAGCAUGAAGACAUAUUACAACAUGUGAUAAGAACACUGAUGGAUAAAGAUAAUGGUCUAGAAAUAGGGUUACAUUGUCCGCUACGUUUCCCUGCACACAGUUUGCGUCUUAAUGCUGAUGCACAGUAGAAUUCAUAUGGCAUAGGAGGAAAGUCAAAUGACUAAUCAAAUCAGUUUUUUUUGAGAUUCCCCCAUGAGUAACGAGCUGAUUUCAACCCAGUGCUACAUUCUCCCAUCAUGUGCAAGCGAUAGACUCAUGACUAAACACAUACAGAUUUAUUCACUAAAAUCUGAAUUGCCCCUCAAAACAAAUUCAAAGUGAAUUUCACAUUUUGGGCUAAAAUACACAACCCAAAAGUAAAGCUAAACUGAAGAUUUUUUUCAUUUCAAAUAUUUAGAAUUUCUAACAACUUUUCAUCACAUCCAAUGAAUGCUAAAUAAGACUAUUUUUAAUAAUUUAUUUGCCACAAUCACAAGUCUUUGGAUAUGAGUAUAUAUACAAGUCAAAUUAUCUUCUGUCGCCAAAAUGUCUAAAUACAAUUUGCCAUUUCUGGUUUGCUAAGUUAACGAAAAUAACCAGUUCUGUUUAUUUCAAAUGAUAAUGCUAAUUCUGAAAACUCAAAAUAACUCCUAAAAUUGAGAGCUAUACAAACCAAACUGUCCUGCGGUGGUUUAAAGGGAAAUUCAGCCAUUAUAUGGAAAUUUAGCAUGACUGGAACAAAGUAUGCAUUUGAUUUUGCAGUGGCAAUUAACCCAUUCGUUGCUAAAGAAACAAGAGAGAAAAAUAGAAUGUGACGUCAGAUAAGAACCAUUUGGCGCAUCUAGUUUGCCCAAUUUUCAUUAGUCCCUGGCCUUAUCUUAUAAUUAAGAUACCAAAAUAGAUCAAACCCAUCAAAUCAGCCAAAGUUUUGCUGCAUUCCUAUGAACACAUUGAAAUAUAUGGUUUGCUUUGUAUAAAAAUGCACAUAUAUUGGCUCCUACUGAUGUAUGGUAACCGCACUGGUCUAAAUCACAAGUUGGCAUUAUGGGUACCAGGCAAGUACGACUAAUUGUGAUGUUUCAAGAUAUUAAAAUCUGAUGUCAGUAUUACUCUUUAGUUAGGGAUGACAUCACAGUAAACAGCCCUUAAACAAACAUGACACUUUUAUUUUUGGAAAGUAAUGUGUAAAUGUGUUUUUCUUGACAGUAUGCGUGCAUAGCACAUUAUUUGAUGACAAUGUGACAAUAUGUGUGUUAAUCUGUUUUAACUAAAAUGAGUUAAAGCAUAAUGCUGUUAAAGGCCAAAAUGCAGCGUUAAUAUCUGUUUUCAUUUACAUCGAUGAUAAUAUUUGUGUAUAAGGGUUGGGAUGUAGAUUCAAAACUCACUUUGAUAGGCACCUAUUCUUAUUAUUAGGAGUGAAGGGGUUAAAUCAUGGAUGUGGAUAAAGUAUCAGUUCUUCCCUGGGACUUCUAUCUUACAGUGUUUUGGGAGGAAUAUAUAAUCUCCCCACUGCUAGAAUCCACUGUCUUUUUUUGCAAAAAACAAACAAACAAACAAACAAAAAAAACGAACCGCACUCCAAUCUCGUGAAGAUCCGGGUGCUAAACUGGACCAAGGGCCAGCACCAACGCCAGGGAGUAGAUAUCAGUGGAAGAAAGAGGUUCCAGGCACUCAAAGUAUCUUCAAAUGUAUUUAUUGGGACAAGUGAGACACCACAACGUUUUGACAAAGACAAGCUUGACAAAGACCCUUUCAGGGGUCGAAACGUUGCUGUAUCUCACUUGUCCCAAUAAAUACAUUUAAAGAUACUUGGAGUGCCUGGAUCCUCUUUCUACCACGCUUUACCUUCUAUCACAAUAUUUAUAUAUGCAAACUCAUCUCUAAAUAUUCAGAUGUAAGUCGUUAAAGGGAAUGUAGAAGUGACGCUAGUGUAGAAACGGUUAGUUUAGCAUUAGGUACGAUUUGGUAUACAGCUAUGUAAUUCCUCAUUGAGGAUAAGUGUGCUUUGUUUCUUAUUGUUACAGUAACUUUACAGUAUGUCCUUAACCCAAGUGAUAGUUGAAUAGUUUAUCUUUUCCUGGUGGCGGUACCUGUGGAGUCCUUGUCUUGUAGAUGACUUCCUUAGUUAAUUGGUCAUCAUGUGAGAUUAGACCCAGGUCGUCUAUUGUUUAACACAAUGCAGUAAGAUAAGGUCUCUUUUUGUUUAUCUAUCAGAUAAGAUUAGGUUUUCAUAAAGGAAUACAAUAAAAUAAAUAAUGGAUGAGGGGGAAAUAAAAUCACAGCAGUUGAAACUUGUUUUAAAAAAGGAAAUAUAUUCAAUAGUGUUACAGUAGCAGUAGACGGAAGAAACAGUGGUGGUGGUUUUUUGAGCUUCAAAAAUAAAAAUUGAUUCAAUAAGUCGUGCAAAGUGACAAAACGCAGUGAAAUAAAGACCACAAAGAAAAACUGUUCAUUCAUACUUCCUCCAAUGGUUUUUUAAAAUUCGAAAAUUAGGACAGUCAACUUCCUACUGCAACUUCUCUUUCAGUAAAUCUGUGAUUAAAUGCAUAAUCCUAUUUCUGUAUAAAUACAAUACUAUAUGAUUUGUCUUAGAUCAAUCUUUGAAUUAUUAUUAUUAUUAAGUGUUAGAUUCCAACCGAUGCCAUGGCAGCAUUUAUUGUUGUAUUCCUGGAAUCAAGAAACCAAAUUAUUAUUUUUUUUUUCUCGGUCAUAAUGAACAAUUUGUUCAUUGUUCGGUUUGAUCUGCUGUCCUAGCUUAUUCCUCUGUCAAACAUUAGUUGCUUUUGAUAUAACUAAGUGUAUCUUUUUUUAUGAUGUUUUACUCUGUCAAUUCCCAAGAUGUUUAUACUUGAAACAGGGAGUUUUGGUGAUUUGACAACCAAUUAGGCUGAAAUAACUGAGCCGCAACAUUGUUUUGAAAGUGGAUAUUCUACAAAUUGGCUAUUUUGGCGUACAUUUGUCAUUUCAGCUUUUAUCUUUGCCCAACCCAAUGUUUAACGAAUAAAGCCCUAAAUAAAGUGUCAGAAAGUAUUGUAUCUAUUCUGAGAGUAUACAGGGAGCCUUCCCAAGCAUCCUUUUCAUUCUGUUUCCCAUACCUUUUAAAAGGACACUAUAGCACUAUAGUCACCAGAACAACUACAGCUUAAUGUAGUCAAUCCAUGCAGGCUUUUUGCAGUAAACGCUGUCAAUUCAGAGAAAAGGUAGUGUUUACAUUAAAGCCAGUUGGCCACUAGAGGUGCUUCCUGGGGCAGCACUUCCAUUCAGUAUCUUCACCCUCUGUAUAGAGAUGCUGAACUUUCCUAAUAGACAUGCAUUGAUUCAAUGCAUCUCUAUGAGAAGAGACUGAUUGGGGAGGCCAGCGUUUGGCCCCCGCCCUGCCUCCUUGACGAUGUCAGCCAAUCGAAUGCUUUUAUCAUCAAUUCUGAAGAUGUCAGCCAAAAAGGUGGAUCGGGUGCAGGUCCUGCAAAGGUGGACCCGCGCAGCGCAACUGCACAAUGCUGAAAAUAAGUUUUAACCCUUGCUAAGGGGGCUUCGGGUGGGCAGUUAACCUAAAUGGUAACUUUUAACAUGUUUAAACCCUAUAGUGUCCCUUUAACCACCAUUCACACUCCUAUGCUAUAUCAUACUGCUGUUUUAUGCACUAUAGUUCCUUCUCCCCAUUGUUCUGAUUUUGUUCACUAAACAGGUUUUUUCAGUUCAUGUGCUGUGGCCUAAAAAGUGAUCUCUAUUUUACCGUUAUUCGCUAAUAUCAGAAUUUAAGUGAAUCAGAUUCAAAAUGGCAAAAUUUAGGAUAGAUAGUUAAUUUGGAAAAAUUCUCCAACUCUGCAGAGAAGCUAUUUUGGCCUUUGUUUUGAAAUUUAUGUAAACCCCUUAAUGCUGUAUUUAACCAUAGAACAACAGAAGAGCAUCAGUUUUUCAUCUAGACAUCACUUCCUUAAAGGAACACUAUAGUGCCAAGAAAAACUUGUUUUCCUGGCACUAUAGGGUUAUUAGGGCCCCCCUCCCGCUGGGCUGAAGGGGUUAAAGCCCCUUUAGCCACUUACCUUAAUCCAGCACAGUGCUCCCUUGGGGCUGGUGACCUCUCCUCCCCCUGCCAACGUCAGCUCCGAAUGCACAUGUUCCGCCAGUGCUAUGCACCCAUUUAAACUGCCCAUAGGAAAGCAUUACUUAAUGCUUUCCUAUGGACGUCCAGCGUGAGUUCAAUGCGAUUUUCUUAUUGAGAGUUGUGGAAGCGCCUCUAGUGGCUGUCAGUGAGACAGCCACUAGAGGCUGGAUUAACCCUCAAUGUAAACAUAGCAGUUUAUCUGAAACUGCUAUGUUUUCAGCUGCAAGGUUAAAACUGGGUGCCUAUAGUGGUCCUUUAAAUUCUUUUUAAAUUAAAUUUAAAAAGGGAUACAUUUUUAAUUAACGUAUUACCUUUGCUGUUUCCAGUAUGCUAUUGUUAUCAUGAGUUUAUAUUUGCUUCUGACUUCAAUUGCAAAAAAAUACAAAAACCAAACAAUUAUGGGCUCGUAGAAAAGCGAUCUAAAAUUUUUGAAUGAAAAGCAAAUUUAAAUCCAAACAAGCACAUAUCCAAAUCAAUAAAUCAUUUGAAAAUGCUUAUAUUUGUAUCUGUAUCAUGCCACAAUACUGCCUAUUUACAGUUUCACAUGUAUAUUAUUACAGAUCCCUUUUCAUACUUUUAAGGUCUGAAAACAAUUUGGUUUGGCUUAAUUCCUGUGAAACUUAGUUUGUCAGUCUCUGCUAUAACAUAAUGCAUUUUGCAUCCCUUUCAGCCAGAGUUACGGUUGCCAGUGCAGAAUAACAUUUUGCGCCCCCCCCCCCCCCCCACAGCCCCCAUCCUCCAUCGCCCUGGUUGUAUGUUUAAUUCAGCACAUGUAAAGACUGUAGUAUUUGUUAAUAAAACGCAGUAAAUUUUUAUGAAUAAACACUUCUUAGCAAUAGGAAACAGUAACUGGUGACGAAUUUAUGAAUGUCUUUGGAAGUUAUGAACAUUCAAACCAUAGUUCUAAGUGCCCUUCCGGGAGUCUUUACACUGCCAGAAGGCUUUAGUAAACUAAAAUUAAAAUGUUUCUCAAAAGUUCUAAAAAUGUAUUUAAAAACAAAAGACCAUAUUUAAUGUAAACUGCAACAGCGGGUCUUAUCUACCAUUUUCAGGCUCAGCUAAAGUAAAUAUUUUGUAUAUUGCAACAAUUAUGUCAAAUGUAAGAAGUCUUUAAAUUAGAAAAGUAAACUUUCAGCAAUUCGACAAAUAUAGGGCAACGGCAAUCAGAAUUUCAGAUCGUGGGCUCAUAAAAGUCAAACUGAAACCUAAAUUGUGAAAUUUGCUUUGAGAUCUCCGUUUGUAUUAUUUGUACUAGUAAAUUAUCCUGUUUGUAUUUAGAUUUGUCCAUGGAAAGGACAAGUUUUAAAUAAUAAUCAUUCCCACAAUGUAGUGCUGCUUUCAUUAUUCAUUGCUGCCUUCGUUACAUCACCAAUCCUAAUGAUGUACACUUUAUGGAGUAUAGGAUAAAGGCAAACCCUACGUUACAUCACCAAUCCUGAUGAUGUACACUUUAUGGAGUAUAGGAUAAAGGCAAACCCUACGUCAUUAGAUCACAGCGGGUUACCCCCUAACCCUUGGCUUACCUAACCCAAUCAUGAACCCCAAAGAUUACAUGGACUAAAGCUGACAUCUACAGUAUUUUAAGGGCAGGUGCACCCCUAGCCACGUAACCUUCAAUGUGGAUAUUGGAGUUAAGAAGUACAUACUGUAUCGUGGAUUUGAGAUAUGCAUGCAAUAACUAGGUUACAUUUAACUACAUGGAAGUAACAUUAAAGGUAUAGGUCAAUCUAUACCCCAAAGGUCCCAUUAAGAAAGUGCUUUGGCAAAGUGCACUGUGAUGGUACUAUACUUAUGAAUGUCUUUACAAAAAUGCCCUAGGUACAUUUUAAAUAUACCCAUGUGAUGGUUUUUGUUUUCUUUUUAGAAGAAUUACUAGGCAUGUAAAGGAUUAAAGAAAGUCUUUCGUUUUUACUGUGUUUGCAGUGGGAGGAACAAAUGUGUUAAUUAUUAUUUUAACUGUAGACAAGAAAAAGUUCAUGGACUAUUCAAAAGUUGCUCAUUGAUUUCGUGGUGAGAGUCAUGUGAUUUUCUUUUUCUAAGAUGGUUUGUUUUUUUAUUCUUGCGAGGUAUUUAACUCUUUAAGGACCUAACAGGUCAAUAGCUGGGGAAAUCUGCUCAGGACUCUCAUGCAUUAGAAAACAGACUAACCAUGCAUGCAUUAGUGAGCUUGCUACAUUUUCAUAAUUAAUUAGUAAAAGAAUUCAUAAUGCGGUUAAACCAUUGAGCAACAAUCAGGCUGAGUAUCCAGUUGUUAAAAUGAUGGAACAAUGGCAGUUAUGCAUAAAGAAUAAUUCUGGGGAAAAGUUCUCAAAGUGGAGAGGUCCCCGUGGAAACCAAUGGAAUGUUCUUGCUCCAGAUUUAGAACUUUGCCUAAGAAUAGGUUGGUUAGGAAACGUAUACCCUUAAUGGAAGUGAAUUAGGGAUAACACACGAAAAGGACUUGGGAAUUGUUAUAGACAACAAACUAUGCAACAAUGUGCAAUGUCAAUCAGCAGUGGCUAAGGCAAGUAAGGUAUUGUCAUGCAUGAAAAAGGCAUUCAUUCUCAGGUAAGACCACAUGGAAUAUGCUGUGCAAUUUUGGGCACCUGUUCUAAAGAAGGAUAUUCUGGCACUAGAAAAAGUGCAGAGGCGGGCUACAACAUUAAUAAAAGGAAUGAAACAUAUCAGCUAUGAAGAAAGGUUAACAAAUUUAAACCUCUGUUGUUUAGAAAAACGUCGCCUGAGAGGGGAUAUGAUAACAUUAUACAAAUAUAUUUGGGCCAAUACAAACCAUUGUGUGAAAAUCUAUUCACAAACCGGACUUUGCAUAGGACACGAGGUCAUGCGUUUAGACUGGAAGAAAGAAGAUUUCGUCAAAGGAAAGGUUCUUUUACUGUAAGAACAAUCAGGAUGUGGAAUUCUCUGCCUGAAGAAGUGAUUUUAUCAGCCUCCAUACAGAUGUUCAAACCGCAACUAGAUGCAUACUUGCAAAAAACAGAAUAUUCAAGGAUAUAAAUUUUCAAUGUAGGGUAAUAGCUUCUUGAUCCAAGGAUUAAUCUGACUGCCAUUCUGGGGUCAAGAAAGAUUUAUUUUCUUAGUUUGUUGCAAAAUUGGAAGUGCUUCAAACUGGAUCAGCCGCAAAAAAGAAAUGUGAGGAAGGCUGAUCUUGAUGGACGCAAGUCUCUUUUCAGCUAUGUAACUAUGUAACCAACUAAAAUAAAAAGCAUUUUAUUAUACAGGUACAAAAAAAUCACAGGUAUUACACAAUAUCAAAUCUCAGUACAGAUAAGACCAUACAUAUAUAAUCAAUAUGAAACCUGUAUUCAAAACAGGAGAUAAAUAUAAUCAAUCAUAGAUCUACAGAAUGAAUAGUAUCAAUUGAGAUACAAAACAGAAUGGAUACCUGUAUAAAACAAUCCAAAAUAAACAUACCAAAAGAAAAUAGAAAUGUCAGAAUGAGUGAGAGGAGGGUGAAAAAAAUCAAGAUAGUUCCCAACAUUUUGACGUAUGUGCCUUUUAUCAAGGGAGCAUACCAAAUAAGUGGGUAGGAGGGGGAAGAUUUUAUAUCCCAAACAUAAAUUAGCCAUGAGUAACACCUAAGUGAAAUGGGUGGCCACCCGGCAAUGAUUGUAGACCUCCCAACCAUAAUCGUUGAAGAGCCAGCAGAAACCCUUCCUGUGGGAAGCCGUCGCAGGUGACUGGCCUCCUGUGCCAGCUGUCUGCUGAAUGGGCGAUGCUUUUUGAGCCAUCAUGAGCUUCAUCCACAAUGGCAGGUCCAUUUGGUCCCACCGUAUGCCAGGAUUAGCCGCAUGUCGCUGGCGGAAUUGCUUGUCGUAUUUCCACCAUGCCAUGCCCCCGUACGUCCUACACGCCUCCCAGAUCCAAUCCAGGUAACAAACCAAAGAAGAGCAAAUCCCCAGGGACCUUUUGCCAAUAACACUAGCGUGGAUAAAAAAUGCCCGCAGCCAAUUCCCAAAAGACUUGCAUGUCUUGCGAUACCUUUUCUUCUUCUUCUUCUUCUUCUUCACAUCCUUUUUGUCCUCCUCCUUGAGGUCGAUAUAUUCCUCCAGAAGCAACAGGGCAAAAACCUCCAUGAACUCACCCUCCAUAUUCGGCGCAUAAUGUCCUGCUUAAGAUGCACGCCCAGGGGGUGUGCAUACGAGACAUAAGCAUUCUGCCGCACUGUGUCAGGAAUGCCGCCCGCCAACUCCGCCUGUUCACUCACAGCGUUGACCGGCACCGCCUCCCUGUCACCCUCAGCUCCGUCUCUGCCGAGUCAAUAAGAUGUUGUAAAGAAGACAGUAAGCUAUGUGAAUGUGCAGUGGUAGACUCACCGACCAAACCUUCCACCUGCAAAGGUUUGGGGGCUGCUCCUUGAGAAUCAACAGAAUAGGACGGAGGAACAAUCACGCUCUUUACUCCAACCAGGGGGACCCUCUGGUGCCGGAAGCCUCCAUGGGGGGACUCGCUGGAUGAACUAGAACAAGAAGGAUUAUUCCUGGGCAGAUUGCACUGUUCCGUACUCACCCUCCCCGUACCACCCAGGGAUCGCCAUUUGAAAAGUAGUAUGUAACCUGUAGAAUUCAGAGGUGGUGUAUAUGUGUGUUGUGUGUGUGUGUGUGUGUGUGUGUGUGUGUAUAUAUAAUAUAUAUAAAUAAAACUGGGUCUUUGAAAUACAUUAAAAAGUUGUAGUUUUUUUGUAAGUCCAGAUUGAUGAAUUUUAAAUAUGAAUUGACUCAGGAAUGGUGCAAUGCUGGCAGCUGUGCAUGCUACGUGCUGAUUCUCAUUCAGAAGCUGUUUGGACUGGCUUUUCUAUUCUCCCAUAGACAGUUUGUUUGCACGGCUGAUCAGGCGUACUGGGAGAUCACUGCUUUUAUUGUUUGUUUAAUUUAUGGCAGGAAAACAAGAUUGCCCCUUGACACACCUGUGUAUAUUUAUUAAUCUUUAGUAGCUCAAUAAUUAACAAUUUGGCUUGUUCUAGAUAUUUUUAUUUUCUAUCCACUAAACACAAGUUAGAACAUCCAAAACUAAUGCCCACAGAUUCACCCACUCACUUGCAGAAUUGUCUAAACAAAAAAAAAAAUCUAUGACCAAUUAAUACUUUGUAACCCAUCAAUUGUGUUAGAAGAAAUACGAUAUUUUAGUGUAGAAGGUUUAUAGUUUUGAUUUUUUUCUCUAUACAUAGAUUGGAAGAAGGUAUCACAGUCUGCAAAACUGGAGCUUUUCGUGAUUCACAAUUCAUCAACAAAUAUUAUGGUACACUGAUGGUUAACACUUGUGAGCCUUAGAACCUAUUAUUUGGUUUAAAAAAAAAAAGCAUCAGAUUUUAAAGUGCCAUAUACCCAUUUUUUUUAUCCAAUCCUCAUUACUUACCCUCAUUUCAGACAAUAGAUUUUUUAUUUAUUUUUUUUAAUAUCAACCUAUCCUUUCGAUUUCAGUUGAUCGUGGUUCCCACACUCUACCAUUGUGUUCUUCGUCUUCCCACUUUCAUCUCUCUCUAUUCUAUUUAUCCAUAUUAGUUCUGUUCUACAUCAUCCUUUGCACCCUAUUUUCUCUUUAUUAGUAAACCUCAUCCUCAUUCUAUUCAGCAUUCAUCAUCUUGGUUGAUACUCAGCUCUUGCUGUCUCUCUUCCUCCCCCCACUCCUGAUAAAGAGCCCUUUCUCAAAUUGUAUUCCCCCUAAUUAUCUCCUGCCUACUUUAUCACAACUUUAUUGUGACCGAUCAUCCUAGUUGGAACACAACAUUCAGUUGGGUCUUCGUCAUGAUGACUACCUUGUAGAUAGAGUUUUGGAUAGUGACAUCUUGACUACGGGUUUGUUCUUUGAAACUUAUCAACUGAAGACUUGGUGCUCACUCUAGACAAUAUACCGAUAGGCUUGUCUGUAUUCUUUUGAAUAUAUAGUCACAUUAUAAAGUAAAUGGGAAGAUCUGCAUGAGAGCCCAGAGAUCUUCUGGUCUGCAUAUUUUGUCACAUCCCUCCCACAAGCUCCAGCACUAUCACCGAUAGUAUCGUAGAGUUGUAGUGGUAACUAUCUGAGAGCUGGAACCCACAGGAAGCAUAUACAAGGUCUGUACCAAGCGAAGGUGCAGACCAGAAGUGCACACUAGGUAACAAUAACGUUGGUGAUGCUGCCAUCACAGGUGGGCUAGUUUGACACAAAAGUGCCACAUCUCAUUACUUUUCUAGUUCUGUAACAUUCUUCCAUUACCACCAGCCCAUUCUUUGUGAUCUUUAGCUCCAGGCACAAAAUUAUAAUUAUAAACUCUGUAGAACAGCUACUCAUUUUGCCUGCAUAAUUUCUUCAUAUGUUUCGGCACUGACUUAGAGAAGAAAAAGUAUAUACAGGUGGUCCUCAUUUAGCGACCUACCUGUUUUAUGACGGCUCGCACAUUUACGACCAGGCAUAAGUUUGAGCCGUCGUGGGGAUUCCCUGCUCUGGUGCGCAUGUCUAUGUUCAGGGAACCUUUCCCAAACAUAAACAAAAGCACCAGAGCAGGGAACCCCUCUAAUCUAUGUUAAGGGAAAUUUCCUCGAUCAUAGAUUAGAGGGGUUCCCUGCUCUGGUGCGUUCCCGAACAUAGAUGUUUUCCUGAACAUAGACUAACGCACCAGAACAGGGAAUCCCUUCACUUACCGACCAAUUCGUUCUACGACCAGGCCGUAGGAACGGAACCCGGUCGCUAAGUGAGGAUAUAUGUAUAUGUGUGUGUGUGUGUUUAUAUAUAUAUUAGAAUUUUAAAGCCUGUAGAUUUAUGUAGACUGAGCACAUGUAAUAAUCAAACGUUUAUAUAUUAUUCAAAGCUAGAUUUGUUUCUAUACAAAGUCAUUUUAUUAAUUAAAGAAGCAUUUAGUUGACAGAGUGGAUUAAAAGGAGCUGUUGCAUCAUUAAAAAGCAUCAACUUUUCAUUUUGAAGGGUUCUGCUGGCUUGUGUCUUGUUCAAGGAAAAGGAUGGGUUUUCUCUAAUAUUCAAAGCUGGCAAACAAGUGAAAUGUAACUAGCGAUACCAGCAGCCAAUUAAGAUCAAAGUCGAGAUUUGCGGUAGUAGCUUCAUCAUUUUAAUAUUAAACAUUUUUUCCUUUUACUUUGACACAGAUCAAGAGGUGUUAAUGUAGACUCUUUGAUACAAGUCAAGUAGUGUUUUUAACGUGACAGAACUGUUAUUUGUUCUUUCAAAAUCAAUUAGUAUCAUGCCCUGAAUUUCUCUACUUUCCUCCAGUGUUGAAUAUGAAGUAUCUGUUGCUUACAAAUAAGUUGAAAAGAAAAGAAAAAAAAAAAACAACACUGUGUGCUUUCAUGAUUAGAAGAUGAUGUUCUGGCGAGGAAGGCAGAGAGAUGCACUAGGUAACUAAGUACACAUUUAGGUAGAACAAAGCUUUUAAAUUUGUAUUUUACUCCCACAUAAUCUGAACAAAGCAUACAUAUGUGUUUGUUUGAUCAGGAAGCCAGAAGAUGCUUUAGUAGUAAAAUAAAAAAAUAAAAAUUAAUUUAAACUUAAAAAAUAGACAUAUUUUGUAAUCCGUAAAUAGACGAUGCUUUUAAGAAAGUUUACCUGGUUUGACUGUUCCUUGCUUACGCUUCACACUCUCUCUCUGUUGAUCUCUGUAGUAAAACAGUUUUAUUCAAUUUUAUAUUUAUUCUAGGCAAAGCUGAUUAGGUUUUGGUUAUGCAGCUUAUUGAAGUGUGCAGGUUACUAAGCCACUGAAUAUGUGUGUAUGAUGGUGUGUCUGUAAAACUAUUUUGCAUUUUCCCUAUAUAUACAUAUAUACAAAAAGUAGGAAAAUCUGCAGAAUCCAGCAGGAAUAUACAAGUAGAAAAAGGAUUUUAGAAUAUUUAUUUUUUAUUGACUGUCAGCAUUUCAUACUCACUAAAAAUCUUUUACCAGGAUGUUCGGUUUAGUGAAUCUGAAAUGUUGACAGACAAUAAAAUGUGUAUUAUGUAUAUAAUGUGUAUUUUCUUGGCAGAUUUGUUGUAUGGUGCAUAUGUAUUUAAAAAUCAAAUAAAAGGGGGGGUGGAGCCAGCAACAAACUGAAGCAGACGCACAUGAACUGAGCUCCGCCAACACAAGCCUGAAAAAUGCAAAUUUAUUGCCCAAAACUCACCAAUUUCGACUCAUAACGUGAUACCACGAGAUGGGAAAGAAAUCUAAGCACCAGGGAGCCGUGAAGCCAGCGGGGGCCCGCGACAUCAGAGGCCUUCUCCUCUGCCCCAUGAAGGCAGCGGGAAAACCCGCACCAAACUACAAUGGUGGCAGGAGAACAAGCACUGGACGAGCUGGAUGAGUUCCCCAGCACAGGGGGCUUACACAAUGCCUCCUCAGAUGAAGACAAAGAACUAACCUCUAUGAAGGGAGACAUCAAAGCUCUCCUCUGUAAUAUCCGCACACUGUUUGCAGUAGACGUGGCAGUACUGAGAGAAGAGAUACAUACUGUGGAAGGCCGGGUCAAAAAAACAGAGGAAGCAUCACAAGGCCUCACCGCUAGAUGCACGCAAUUAGAGGCCCAAAAUGCAGAGCUACAAUGCAGCCUGGCCCUACUCGCCGCCCACAUGGAUGCGGUGGAGGACCGAAACAGAAGCAGGAACAUAAAGAUCCGAGGGGUCCCUGAGUCAAUAUCCCAAGACAACCUGCCACAAUUCAUCGGGAGGCUCCUCACCUCCUUACUCACGCCGCGGCAGGCGAAAACAAUCGUAAUAGAUGGAAUGUACCGCAUCACGAGAGCGACCAAAACCCCAGCGGACAUCCCAAGGGAUUUUAUCCUGCAACUACAGACGAGAUCAGCCCAGCUGACCCUUAUGGCAGCGGUAAGGGGGAGGGAUACUUACCCCUUCGAUAAAGCCGAUCUGUCCAGACCCACUCUGAUAUGGAGAAGCCUCCUCAAACCCCUGACCACCGCACUCCGCCAGCACCCAAUACCACACCGCUGGGCAUCCCCCAGAAGCCUGAUUAUUACAAAAGGGGGCGCAGUAACACAGGUAACUGACCCCUCGGAAAUGGACACAGUAUUGACAGUGCUGGACCUGUCACUGCAACAGGAGCAUGCCACCCCAGCUCAGGGACCACAGACCCCACACACAUGGGACAUGGCGAACAUUUCACCCAGCAGGCCCCACCACCUCGUCCUCCACGGCCUACAAGGCACAAUGGGCAAACCGGCAACCUACAGGCACUUGAGACCCUGAGAGGGCAACAGGCGCCCAGGCUGAAAGGACUCCCAGACAUGAUUGCCGUUAAGUUACCACUUCUUUACCAACUUUUAGUUAUUUACUUUUUCGUUGGUUUGGCACCCAGACAGUUCUAUGGUCCCCUAGCCGCGACCUCACCACGGAAUCGGAGAGGGACAGGGACUAAUAGCGGACCCGCAUAGGCAACACACAAUUGUAAACCAAGACCACAGCCUGGGACUGGAGGGAAACCCAGUAUAACCCCUGGACUUAAGCUGCGAUGAUGAACCCCCACUUGUUCCCCGGAUGUGGGAACUGGCGGACAGUAAACAGAACGCUGACCAGCAAAGACCCCACUAAGCGGAAGACUCCACAAGUCCUGAUUAUAAUACCUGUUUCCAUGUGAUAUUGUUAUUGUUAUUAUUUUCCUUUAUGACCACUAUCUUUCACGUAUAACAUUCGCACUUGUACCUAGUGGGACCAAAGCUUGACAAAGGCCAUAUAAUACCAGUACCCCGUCACCCUCAUCGAAUAGAAAACUCACCCCCCACCCCCAGCAAGAGCAGAGCUUUUGACCUAACAUGCCAGCUAGCCACUCGAGACCCUGAGCCUCAUACCGGCCCUAUGCGAAACCUGAACCACCUAUGCUGCAUGUUUCUGCUGCUAAACAGGACCGCCCGUCUAUUUAUGCUCACUUACAGGCAUCCCAGACUCUCUUUUUAAAUGUUACCUUAAGCCUCUGUGCUCCAAACAUGCUCCUAGCAUAACCAGCCCCAAAAGCCUAGCCAGCAUCUCACAAAAGCAUUGUUCCCCCUCCUGCCCAGGUAUCAAAGACGCUAACGUCAGUGCCAAAAGAGGUCAGGACAGACAAGCUACUAUAUACAUAUACCUACUCAGUUUAUAUACAGUUACUAUGUUCAAAUCUGUGGUUACGCUACUUAAUUAAAAAAAAAGUUUAAGUUUAGCACUUCUUCUUAUAAUUUUUUAUAUAUAUGUUCCAUGUAAUUGUUUGUUCUUGAUAAUGCUCGCCACCGCUAUUGUGGCAUGGCAGGCAUGAAUGUCAUCUAUUGCAUGAAUAAAAUAAAGAAAAAAAAAAUCAAAUAAAAAUUGCUCUGUUUGUUGGGUGUACAAAUUUGGAAGAGAAAAAAAUUUAAGGAAAAUGAGUCAAACAAAUUGCAUAAAACAUGUAAAAGCUUUUUAGAGAUACACCACUAGUGAUGUCAGGUCCUAACUUGGACAAAAAUUCAACCAUUGUUUUUCUCAAGUGCAGCAAAAAUUAGGGAUGCACUGAAAUUGCAAUUCUGUGCUGAAACUAAAAAUUCAGGAUACCAUUGGCCAAAAACCGAUACCGAAAAUGACUUUUUUUACCCACAUGAUUUUAAAACAAUUUUUUUUCUAUAAUUUUAUUAAUACUAGCUUUUUUAAUGAGUUUAAUGAAUCUAAUAUGAAAAAUGUUCCUUCUCUUGUAGUGGUCCCCCUUACACCAGGGGCCUUUUCCCUCAUAGUGGCCUUUUCCCUCAUAGUGGUCGUAUCCCCCCUCCUCUGUCCCAUAGUGGUUCUAUCCCCCCUCCUCUGUCCCUUAGUGGUUAUAUCCCUGCUCCCCUGUCCCAUAGUGGUUAUAUCCCCACUCCCCUGCCCCAUAGUGAUUCUAUCCUCCCUCCCCUGCUCCAUAGUGGUUCUGUCCACCGUCCCUUGCCCCAUAGUGGUUCUAUCCCCCCUCCCUUGCCCCAUAGUGGUUCUAUCCCCCCUCCCCUGUCCCAUAGUGGUUCCAUCCCCCCUCCACUGUCCCAUAGUGGUUCUAUCCCACCUCCCCUGUCCCAUAGUGGUUCUAUCCCACCUCCCCUGUCCCAUAGUGGUUCUUCCCAUCUCCCCUGUCCCAUAGUGGUUCUUCCCUUCUGUCCCAAGUGCAGUAUUCUUGACUUUUCAUGUUCUCAUUACUAUCUUUCAUUGUGAUAUAUAAUAUAAUCAUCUGAAUUGUCAAUGCAAGCAUGUCUGUUAAACUAUGCAUUACAAAAAAAUAAAAUAUAUAAAAAAUAAAAUAAAAUAUUCGGCAACAUUGACCCGUUUUCGGACAAAGUUGGAUAGGCCCAUUUUCGGCUGAAAAUUUCAACAGCCGAAAUUUUGGUGCAUCCCUAGCAAAAAUUUAAUCCUUUCACUCAUUCAACAAACAAUGUAUAACUAUAAUUACUAGAUAAUAUCUUGUCAACAUUUAUAUUUAACACUCUGUUACCUGUACCCUAUUUUACCUGCCCUGUUGGCUUUUAGCUUGCAAGCUUGGCCUCUCAAAGCCUUCUGUAUCCAUUUGUUUCUGUCUGUCACACUAAAUUAUAUUUGGGGUUUUAAUCAGUCUAUCUAUCUAUCUAUCUAUCUUUGGCAUUUGUUGGAGUCAUAUAAAUAUUUUAAUGAAAUCAUGUAUUUUUAGAAACUUGUUUAGCAAGAACAGCUGCCAGAGUAGAAAUGUGUGUUUUGAUUUAUAUAAAAGCAUAAAUGUAAAACAAGUUAUAAAUCAAGUUAUUCCAGCAAUGCAGCAUUUAAGAGGUUAAUUUCUUGCAUACCUAGGUCUCAAUGACAUUCCGGUGGAGUUUUGCCCAUAUUGUUGAUUUAGUACUUGAUAAAUGCACACAGAUUACUCAAGUGGAGGCAAAAAAAAGAAAUCUGUUUCGCAAUCAAAAGAAUGUUUUAACAAAUAUUUUGCUUUACUGUGCAAUGCUAGCGUCAUGAGAAUUUUGCACAGAUUAAAAAGAAAUUGUCACUUCCCAAGAUUUGUUGUAUUUUGCUUACACUUCCCUAUAUUUAAUAAAUAUGUAUUUGUGAAGUGAAAAAAACAAAAUUAAAUGUAGAAAUAUACACCUCUUUAACCCCUUAAGGACACAUGACAUGUGUGACAUGUCAUGAUUCCCUUUUAUUCCAGAAGUUUGGUCCUUAAGGGGUUAAAUUCAACUGGUCGCCUCCAUCUUGGCUCCCUGUCACUCGUUCUAAGUUCUGUCAUUUGCACCUGCCAAUCAGCAUAGAUAAAGCAAACCGAGAAGAAGAGAAAUGAAACAAUGUUUCUAUUUCUUUUCACUUGCAGUGUUUGCCCUGGCUAUGCUUUGUCUGAACUGGAUUAUAAUGUCAUUUGCUAAAUCUUUAAUUUACAUGUUAAAGAAAGCAGAGCAUUUCAGGAAAAAGGUUAACACAAGUUAUAGUUGAUUAUAGGGUAGGCCUAGGUGUUUUAUUCAGUGGUAUAAAUUCUAGAGAAGUGACAGUUGCCCUUUAAGGUUCUAGUAAACCCUGCCAGAAACUAUUAUUGCAAAUUUAAUGCUCUCUACCUACUGUUUUCACAUAUUUAAAAUAGAUGGUUUCUAUAACAGUCAUGUCUUUGUAGAUGUGUGAUUUAUAUUCAGUGUCCUUUUUGUGGCUUAUAUAGAUUUUCAUUGUGCCCUUUGUGGCUUAUGGGGAUGUUAGAUUCUUGCAUCUAUUAUUAGUAAAGUAGUGUGUGGUUUGCAUAGGGUAAACAUUUUUCUUGAAGUGGUCUAACUUAACAGUAAAAGUAUUGGGAUUAAUAACUGAAUCCAUUUAAAUUGGAUUUCAGUCUCAUUUGACUGUCCAAAGAAGAGGAAUUAAAACGUUCAUCAUCACUGGUCAUCUUCUGCCUCUUAGUAGAAGAAUGAGUAGUUCGAGUUGUGCGAUGCCUUUUUUUUUCUUAAAAUGUUUACCUUCUGUUUGAGAUACAUUAUUUUAAUUGAGCAGCACAGUUAAAAGGCCCUUUUAAAACCUGUUUUUUUCUAUAUCUGAUAAAUACACCUUAUGGGAAGUUAACUAAACUGAGACUUCACAAGUAUUUAAAUUACCCAAAGAUCUGACUGACCCCUACUCAGGUGAUAUUCACAUUUAAUUCUCCUGGCUGAAAGGUAUACAUAUCAGCAGGAAAAUUUUCCUUUGUAUAUUUUUUGCCUUUCAGCAUGCGCCAUUUUUUCAUGGAUUAGUACACUUUAAAAAAAGAUAUAAAAAGUGCUCAGUAUUAGGAAAGUUGCAUUUAUUACAGAGCAUUUGUGAAUGAAACAUGUUCAUAAUACCAUUAUUAUGUCCUGAUGAAACAAAUAGCCAGGUGGAGAGGAUGGAGAAAGAGAAGCCAGGUGGAGAGGAUGGAGAAAGAGAAGACAAUAGUUGAUAAAGUAGCAGUUAUACAGUAGAAACCCAACAGACCUCAUAUACAGGUGCGUGGCUCUUUAGGUAGGCUGUCUGCUAAUUCCAAACACAUUGGUAUAGAAUGGGGAAGAUGUAUCACACAGAUUACCAAGAUGAUUACUUUAUCAUUUCAACUUUCUCCACAUUUUUUUUCUAUGAUGUUUUAGAGUCUGUGUAGUGGCGGUAAUAAGAUCUGCAGCUGUUGAGUAUUUUAUGAUAAAAUGUUUUAUGGGCUAUUUAAUUAUACUGGUAAACAUGUGGCUUUGCUAUCUAUUUCUUUUGGGUCCUACAGAUAGAGGCGUAAAAAGGAUCUGAGCAGGUUUCUUGGCCCCUAACUUCAAAUGGUGCCCUAAAUCACAUUCCUGUUUUUUUCUUUUGUUUUUUUUUUUUCUUCUGCAAAACAGUGUGUCUGGAUUUAUUCUGUAUAACACUUGCUUUUGUAGAAUUUCAAUUCAGAAUUAUGUGUGUUACUUUCAUAAAAAAGGCAUAUUGUAAAAAAAACACAGAAUGAGUGGUUUAGGGACACUCCAGAUACCAAAAUAACUUAAUCUAAAUUAUGUUGUUAUGGGGCCAGGAGGCCCUUGCAGGCACUCUUACCUGAAGGGCAUAACCCCUAAGUUUUCUCCAGCUCUCGUCUCAGCUCUCCUCACCCAACCCCCAGUGGCAUCUGGCAAAAUUUUUACUUACAGGAAGUACUAGUACCACUGAGCAGGGGCGCUGCUGAUUGAGUGAGAGUGAUCAGCUCACGCUUUCAGCCAAUCGGUGACUCCCCAUUCAAUAAACUGGCUUGCAAAGACAUGUAUCAAAGCAAAGCAAAUGUGGUACAAAUAAUUGUGUUCUAAUCAAUCUUAUUUCUUGGGUGCAUAUUUGUACAUAAUUAUUAAUCCAUUAAACUGCCAAUUUAUAAAGAAAAAAAAACUCCAAAUAGUUUCACUUAUUUAUCAUGCCUAACCUAUAUAUAAAGUGUAAUUACACUUUAAAUUCACUUCAUAGCUUUAAUUUAAAAUAAAGUUAAGUUAUUACAACUGUAUUAAUAAUACAUUUUAUAAUAAAGUCCUGCUUUUCUCCUCUCGGCACUUCCAGCAUAAUUCAGAACAAUGUGAAAUCGUUCUGCUUUGAAUACUCACUUUAUCAACUUAGAAACUUUCUGGGUAAUGAUUAAAAAUAAAGUAUUGCAUUGUUGGCUGUUACAUUUGUAAUCCGUAUAUUUCUGUUUGCAAACAUUGUUGUUCUAGUUUUGCAAAUAAUAGUAUAUAUGUAACUUAACAAACCAAUAUAUUAAUAAUCUAUUAAUGAAGACUGUGAAAAUAUAUAUUUUUUAAUACAUAAGUACUGAUAGGUGUUACAGGAGUGAUUGCCAAUAGUUCUGUAAUCCAGUUCUCAGAAAUUCUUUUUGAAUAAGUAGAAUUGAGACAUGGAUUUGUUUUACCGCAUUUUUGAUUUUUGUCCAGGAAAGAUAAUUGGCGUACUUAAAAAUGAGCACUUUUUAGAAGGGCAAACUUGUUCCAGCCACCAAACCAUUUUCCAACAGUAUGACACUUACCUGGAACUUCUGGCCAACCGCAGUCCUUCUGAUCAGAAGUGAUAUGCUAAAGCUUAAGUUAAUACAUUAACAUGACAACUUUGGACCAUAGUUAUUGACUCAUACCAAGGAACAUUUGAAAUGGACAAAUUAGGGACACUUUUUUAUGCGUGUUUAGUGGGGGUGUUGCCUGGGAAGGGGCUGUUCUGAUAAAUUUAAGGUGACAUUUUAAUGACAGUUUAUGGCACUUAAAUGUAAUUUUAAACCAGAACAAUGCAUCCUAUUUACACAGACUGAUUUUUAAAAGCGGCUCUUGUAGUUUAAAGACACAUUGCUGUAUUAUUGCUGGGGAGCUCCAUUAUACACUGAAAUCUACUAUAAUACAGAGCUCCUAGAAGAGAGGAUGUUGGGAUAGAAAAGAGAAUCAGUGGAAUUUGGGCACCAAAUAGAGACUGUCUUUCCUAAAAAGGGACACUUGGGGGAUGUAAUGACUAUCAGCUGACAUCUCUCAGCCAAUGAAUUAUGUACAAAGUUGGUAUUGUAAUGUGUAUCACUUUAGACCAGAAACAUCUGAAGGCACCCUAGGUACCGUCAAACCAUAAACAUUCUGAUAGGUUACCAUGGAAUGUUGUUAGAGGACUCCUGACACCACCAUCGCUACAGCACAGCAGUAGUUAUGUUGCUUCUGGUAUAACUUUAAGAUUUUCAGACUUGUAUUAUUAUACCUCAAAAUCCAGUUAUCACAAUACAAGUCUAAAUGAAGCAAAUGCAUUGACCGCAGGUGGUUAUGACUCCCAUGCCUUAUUUUAAUUCUGUUCAGAGGGAAGCCGUCGUGUUUACCUUUCUUCCUUUACCAAAUGUAUCUUUGAGUCAUGUGUUUCUAUAUGCUAAAAAACAGUUUACCAUAAUAAGAUGUGAUUAGCGUUGGUGCAUGUGUGCCAAACAAUAAGAGAAUGUUUUAGGUUUAGUACAGUAAUCUGCUGAAAGUGGAAAGCCCUCCACGUUUAACCCAGCAGAUGCAAAUGAUUGAUUUUGUCUUGAGAAGUAAAAUCAAAUCUAAAUAGCAUUUACGUUCUCUGCCACCACAACACUUGUCUUCUAGUUGUAGUCAGAACCACUGCCUUGUGCAUUGUAUCUGUAUUUGAUGUCUCACAUUUACUCAUUCAAAUCUCCUGUAUGCCGUAAAAAAAAAAAAAAUAUAUAUAUAUAUAUAUAUACUUUUAGUUAAUACAAUGCUAAACAAAAAUCUGCACACCAGUCAAGCCAUAAGACUUGCUUUUCCCACAGAAAUCCCAAAUCAGCAGUGAUGUUACAACCGCAAAGGAUUCUGGGUGGGCAUAUGCAAAUUAGUUUAACAAAGAAUCACAUUUUUUGUUAAACUAAUUUGCAUAUGCCCACCCAGAAUCCUUUGCGGUUGUAACAUCACUGCUGAUUUGGGAUUUCUGUGGGAAAAGCAAGUCUUAUGGCUUGACUGGUGUGCAGAUUUUUGUUUAGCAUUGUAUUAACUAUCCACAUACUUCAGGUGGAAGGGGUUUUCAAUCACAAUUUUUCCCCACCAUAACCUAUUUGGAUUUUGCUUCCUAUAUACUUUUAUAUAUUGUACUGAUUUUUUUUUCAUCACCGAACAAUAAUAUAUUUGCUAACUUGUUGCUCUGUCCAUAUAUCAUGUGAUUGCAAUGCACACGUGUGUUACUUAGAACAUACACACAGCUUUCCAUAUUAUCAUGACGCUUGAAUGUGUGUGCUCUUUAUAGUGUACUUGUUAGUGAAAGGAUCAAUAAUCAGUAUCCCUGUAUAAAAGCAUUCUGUGAAAAGAAAAUUGCACUAGUUGUUGUUAACUAGAAUCUAGAGCUUAAUAUGGCGAGUUGAUGAAGGGAAGUAAGAACGCUGGCUUCUAAAAGCUAAUAUGGCUUUGUCUAGUAGAUAUUGCCAAAAUUCAAUAGAAUACUUUUCAAGUAAAUCUAGCAUUUAAAAGUUAUAUAACACUGAGCCUGUUCGUUUUGUCUUUGUGUCUGAUUAUGUAUUUUGACGUUUUUACAAUCACUUUUAAUUAUUAUUUAACUUAAAAAUGAUUGCUACGUUUGUGUUGUAAUUUGUCUCCGUAUUAAAACUAUUUAAUAAUAUUCAGUCCACAUUUCAAUCAAGAAAUGGAACAGACAAAUUUGCAGCAAACAAUAUUUAACCUAGCAACUCGUGUAACAAGAAUUGCUAUUGUAGAUAACUCCACCGGCAAAUGACUGAUAAAUUAACGGUUCAAAUUGACAAGUGACAAGAAGUCUGAAAACAUCGUUUGUCUGCUUUCCGCUGCGAAGGUGAUAUCCGUGAAUUUCAAAUAAUGUCACUACCUGCUCUAAGAACUGUGAAAAUAACAGGUAGUAGCUCGAGAAAACGUGUAGUUUCACCAAAAUCCCUUCUUAUAACAGCGUUGAAACACACUGAGGUUCCGUUUCCCACUGUUACAUGCUUUCUUUAUACAGUGUGUCUGUGUUGCUAGCUUCAUAGCCAUUUGUAUUUAUUGGAGGGCAUACCUCAACAGGAGGGGAGGUUCAAAUAUGCACAUUAUGUGCUAUCCUCUAUCGUUAUUUGUAGUAUCUUUUGAAGAAUAAAACAAGUCAUUUGUUACAAUUUCACUGUGAGAAUUCCAAAACUGAUCACAGAAAAGUAUGUAUUCAGGCUUCAGCUGCCACUACAAUAAAAAUAAAAAAGACUUGGAUUUUUAAGCUCAGUUUAUUAUAAUUUUUUUUGUUUUUAGCUGACAAUAUUGCAUGCAAUAGGUCUGUAUUUAUGAGCAGUAAGUUAGAAUUUAUAUUUAGAAAAAAAAAUAGAUUGUACUCUAGUACGGCUUAGGUUCCAAAAAUAAAAUGUAACUUUUGUUGAUAAUUUUUUAAUAAAACUUUCAGCAGGGAAUAUCAGGAACAUGUGUGUGUGUGUGUGUGUGUGUAUAUAUGCUUAUCAAGAAAACAACUAGUGUACAUACACAUAUAUACAUGUAUAAGUGCAUACAUAUAUACACAUAUAAUACUAAGGUACUAGGUCAGAUAUAAUAGUGAGUGUUCAAUAUUUUUUUGCAUUAAACUGUACAGUCUGUUUUGUAGAUGUGUGUUAGCAUAUAUCUGUGUAUAUCAAAUGACAUCUUGUAGCUAAUCAUUCUUUUUUUGGGUUUGUGUUCAACAAAAUAGGAUAGAUGAGUCUAUUUUCACUAUAAUAGGACUGGAAAUGUAUAUUUUAAAAGCAUAUCCAGUCCUUGUUGGCAAAUCACCUGAUUGCCAUCUGCAGUCACAUAGUCAUAAAUGCGAGUGAGAUAAUUGAAAUGGCCGCGAUACUGCUCCAGAUCAUCACCAUGUCUCUACCAUAUAUUUUUUUUAGCAAAUUGUAAACUUGUAAAGAUAUGAAUUCUGUUGUGAGCCUGCUUUGUGGUACUUCCUGACAUUUGUACUUUUGCACUGAGAGAGGCAACCUUGAUCUUGAUUAAGUUUUUUAUUUUGUUAUUUUUUUUUUUUUUAUAACAAUUUUAACCAUUAUUUUACUAAAGGACCAGGCUAGGCACCAUAACAACUCUCUCUCCUUAAGGGUUUAAACUGUUCUUGAUUGGCUAAAUCCUAAAAGGUUGCCUCCAGUACCUAUCUCCAGGUCCCUCAAGUGGCAUUAGACUUCUGAAUAUGAGUUACAGGAAGCACGGAGUGCCGACAGGCGAGGAUGCCACUUAUUGGCUAGAGCAGUCGACUGCUUCUAUAAGCUAAUUUAUAAAAAAAAAAUAUGUAUGUACCAUUUAGCGGUUUAACCCCUUAAGGACCAAACUUCUGAAAUAAAAGGGAAUCAUGACAUGUCACACAUGCCAUGUGUCCUUAAGGGGUUGGAGUAAGAGAGCAUCUUGGUGCUCCCUGGCACCAUAACAAAGUGAUUUAGAUGCCAUUGUUAUGGUGACCAGAGUGUUACUUUAAGGUAAUUUGCUAUUGCUUUGUUUGCAAGUACAUGGCUGUUUUUUUUUUACCGUGUACAUUUAAUUUAACACACAUGAAGUUCUACUUAUCUCUCUGAUUGAUAUAUUUAUUUAGCCUCUUGAUUGACUGCUUUACUGGCAUUUUUGCUCCUCCUAUCGAGAGGCAAUAACAACUUACUCUAAUUACAUAUGUCUGAUCUAUAAACAUCUUUUGAUAUCUUCCUUUUCUGGGAACUAAAAAAAAUGCAAUGGCACCUACCAGACUGCAUCUGGCUUAUUAACCAAUUCAGUCCUCUAAAAGUCUAUAAAGAGGGCUGUAAUUACCACAGCCAUUCAUGUCAAACAAUUUGGCUGUAUUUAUAAUCAAUUUAAAGCUUAGAGACUGCCCUUCAUCACCGUAGUCAUUUUUAAUCUAACAUGUUGGAAUGGAAACAUUUUUAUUUAUAUAUGUUUAAGUAAUUAUAAGGAUUUGUACAUUCCUGAUGUACCGCUACAUGGUGUCUGUCACUCUUAAUUUUCCUGACAUACUUCGUAAUAAAUAAUCUUUGAACUUGCGAAAGACCUACUGUUAGGUUGAAACGUUGUUCACUCGCCUUGGGCACCUCAAAAAAUGUAAAUGCUUUUUCACCUAUUGAUGUAUGCUGGGCAUUUUUCUUUUUGGAUUCUACGUUAUAACAAAUGUCAAAAUAUAAAAUGUCCGGAUCCUGUAGAUGAACUCCCAGGACUGUCCAAAUGUGGGACCUGUUUCUUGGUGUCACAUGUAAUUUCUUAGUUAUUUUUUUUGGAAAUUUUAAUAUUACUUGUAUAAACAAAUCUUAUUAUGCAUAAAAACUUCUAAAAUAGCUCACUCUAGAAUAAAUUACAACUGUAGUUGACCUGUUGACUAACAACACCAUGUGCAUUCAGAUCAACCCUAACUAAUUUUAAGUCAUUAUCAGCUGCAUUCUCAAGUAUAAACAAAGUGGUCAAGAUGAGUAAGUAGCCACGCUUAUCCCAAAUUCGGUGCACGUUUCAAAGAAGAAUCACCUGUGCAGUACUACAUUAAAUGUAAUUCAGGAGACAUAAUUGUGUUUAAAAAAAACCAAAACAAAAAAAAAACCUUAAGAGUUAAAAUCUUUGUUUUAAUUUCUUAACCAGGCUGGUUGAUUUUGAAUAUUCAGGUCAGAUAUUGUUUGAAAGUGAGACUUUUUACAGGAAUUCGCUCCUGUUAAUAGCAUCCUAGUUUUUUUUUUUUUUUUCAUUUGUAGGUUAUGCAAUCCCCUUAAGGCUACAGAACGGUUGUUGAUUCCACAUAAGCAAAUAUGUGUUUCAAAGAUACUUAGUAAUAUGGAUAGGAAGCCUUUUGUAGGUUUUAAGGGAGAACAUAAUUGGAGAAAAAUGUUUUGUGCUUCUAAUUGUAAUAUUACAUAGAAUAAUGUAGUUUUUGUCAUUGCAAAUAAUGCUUUACCGUUUUAAUUGUAUUUCUCCUUGAUACUUGCCUGCUAACUGUGUAAAACAUUUGCUUCCUCUUCGCAAAAAACUGUGGCUAGAUUUAAUUGUAUAGUGUUGGCUCUGAAGAGUUUAUGCACAGGUCUUAGUCAGAGAUGUAGGGGAGAUAUAUCAAAGUGUUCUCCCCUAAACAUGCUCUAAAAUACUGAACGUGGAGUAAUUACCAUGGAAACAUAAGUAGACCCUAGAAAAUACAACCAAUUUAAUAUUGAUGCUGUUUUGUAUACCAAUGUAUUUUAAAAUUAAACUACACAAUAUUGUAUUGCAGCUAUGUAUUACCAAUUCUAUCCUCCAAUUUAUGUCCCAAAGGAGGAUACAAAUGGUGAUUUUAAUCAUCUGUCCAAUCAAACCAUUUGUAAAAAAAAUCGUCAGUUAAAUAAAAAAAAGAUAAAACUGAUAGUCAGGAAUGUGGUAAAUAAAGAUGCCACAGACAUUAAGCACUGUGGCAUAUAUGUAUGGUGGCAAUAAGGGGUUAAGCUGUCCUGUUGGUACAGUUAGUGAAAGUUCAUGACCCUGGUUAGGUUGUUGGGCAGAGUAGGACAAGUAGCUGGGCAGAUUUGGUGACACAGCUGUUGCUGGGGACCAGAGCUGGCUGGGGAUUGGUUGAUGGACGCGAGCGAGCAAGAGAGCGGGAAGCCAGAUAAGGAUAAAAAUGGUAGCACGAGCGCAAUUCCUGUCAGCUGUCUUUCUAGACAGGAGAAGCACGGACGGACCCCAGCCCUCCCUCCCCUAAUUUUCUUUAUAAUUAAUGUUGUGGUGUGGAAAGCAUGGGGGCAAAGUCAUCCUCAGGUUCAGGUUCUGAAGAAGGAUGUGUGUUAAAUGGUUGUAUUUAAAAGGCGGUCAGGUUAGCUAUGACUGACUGGCAAUUAAGUGAUGGUGAAAGUUAAAAUUUUGGAAGUAAAGUGAAAAGUUUAUGUAAAUAUGUUACUGUUAUCAAGUUAUGGUGGUAUGCCCCUUUUAAGCUUUAAAUAAACACCACAGCCAAGCCCAUUAAAAUAUAAAUAAACUGUGUCUGUGUUUAUUGUGUGGUCCAAGUUAUUAAUGCAAAAUAUUGCCUGCCAUACUUAUAGUGCAGCAAGUGAGUAUUUGACCAUUUUUGCAAAACCAUAGUCUAUUCAGUUUAUCCAAUACCUGUUAAUAUGUAUUUUUUAUGUACAUAGCUCGUACACAGUGCAGAUAAUACCAUUUCUCUUACUUGACCAGUGGGCCACGAGUUGAUAUUUCUCUUACUCAGCCAGUGGGCCACUAGUUGAAAUAAAUUCCUCGCUGACCCCUAGAGUCUCAUUAGUGAGAAUGCGUUUGAAAGAUCUAUUUUAAUUGUAAUUCAUGUCUUGAAAUAGAAUUCUUUAAACUGGGGGGGAAAAAGUUUAUACUAUAGAAAUAUUGUUGCUUUUCAUAAUUGUUAUGAUGUUCACCUUCCUAUCUCACCACUCGAGGGAAGCUUUCCCUUGAGAAACCUUUCCUGAGCUACUUGUCUCCGGUGGGAUGUUGAAAGGUAAUUGGGAGACAUAUUCUAACUUCUCAAACUUCUACAAAAAGAGUCCUAACCAUAGAUGUCAGAACUAUCAGAGUUGGGCUAGGCAGUGGUGGAACUAUACCGUAAGUUAUGAAGUCAGAGAUGCAGUUUUUUUUUCAUCCAUGUUUUAUUUUCCCUUUUUAUAAAUUGUAAUGUGGUUGUUUACUAAUCUGAGAAUUGUCAUGAAUUCAAAGUUCAUUUUUAAUUUAAGGCUAAAGUAGUCCUGUCUGCCUCACUUUAUGGCUGUACACCCAGUCAUUAUGUAGGUGAAAGUGUCACUGAAGAGAAGGUUCAAGACACACAAAUUUAAUAACCAAAUAAAACACUAAAAACUCGAAUACAGCUUAAAAAAAACGUGUUUAGCAUAGCUGAUACGAAAACGUAUACAAAUUCUGAACAACAACAAUGGACUCCAAAUGAUAUUUCCUACCUAUUACAAAUACACAUUUAAAGAGAUGCAGGAACCUCAAAUGUCUUUCCAUAAAUUAGUUUGAAACAACAAAGCCAAAGGAUUUAUGUUAUUUUCAUGUGACAAACUAUAGUAAAUUUUAGAUGGAAUUCACUUUAAAGUAUAUUAGUGUUUCAGUGUGGAGGUGGCCAUUCUUGAUUUGUAUCACAAUUUUCAAACUCUUAGUAAAAGUUACCGUUUUAAAAAAACAACAACAUUUGAUGUAUACAGCCAACCAAAUUCUGUGAUUUUCAGAGGAGCUCCCAGCUUUCUUUUGUACAGAAAGAAUGAAAUUGCUCUUUGAACUCCUGAUUAUUUUCUGCUGGAAAUCUUUUGAUUGAUUUUUGGAAAGACUGCUAAGCAGAUUUAAAAAUGAUCAGCGCAUUGUAUAGACAGUUUAUAAAAUGCUAUAUGAUGCUGAAUAGACCAUUUCUGAUGUCACAGCCACUUUAAUUAUUUAGUGGGAAUAGACUGACUUGCUCAGUUAUUUUCUUAAUUUUACAGAAGUAUUUGGCAGUCAUGGAAGUAACUUCUCUGUAUAAUUAUGUUUGUCAUUCUUAUCUCCAGUAUACCCCCAAAGGCUGUCAUAUCUCUUCCAACACUGUUUAUGCCAGCCAGCAGAUGCAUGUUCACCAACCCAUCCAAAGCACUGUCAUUCACACAUUUGCCCAUAUUAUUAUUAUUAUUAUUAUUAUUAUUAAAUAUCUUCUUUUUUUUUUUUUUCAUUUCUACUAAGAAAUAAGACAAUGGCAAAAGAGUUCAGGACAGCAAUACUUAAAAUGUAUUCUCAAUAUUACCUAAGGAGGUCUUAAUACACAUCAAUUAACUGAUACGAUCAGUAAGAUGCCCUCAUUUUUCUAAUUAAUUCAGAUUUUCUCAGCCCCCUUCAAAGUGGUGAUCUUGCAUUUCAUUAUGGAGAAAACAACAUUUAUUUAGCAGUUUUGCAUAUUUAUAAGUUUAUAAAUACAAGCUGGGCAUUUGCAACAAUACUGUCACUUGGCUCUACCGUACACAUUAAAAGGUACAAUAUUAUCUAUGCCUAUUAAUACUUUUAAGGAGAACAGUUUGUGAGAUAUAGGAUAACAACAUUCCUUUUAUAGCUAUUAAGGGCAGGAAUGGACAAAUUUGCCACAAGUCUUGAGCUGUUGGACAGCAGGAAGGAUUAAAAAGGACAGGCACGAAUUGGUAUGCAAUGGAUCACCAGCCCAUUUCAAAUAUUGGCUAGUUAGAAUGGCGCCCUUGGUAAGACUACAGGAUACAUUGCAAUACAGUUUAAGUAUGUCCUCUGUGCAUGUGUGUAAUUGAGGGGAUUGUGCAUUUUGGAUAAUGCUGUUUGCUUGGAAUAUAAAUUCCUGUAGCUGUAAAUAGAUGACCCUUGGACGCUGCUCCAAUGUCUGAGGAAUUCUGUCUGACAGACGUUGAGGGACUGUCUGUUAAUCCUGUAAACUUGCUUCAUUACAAACUUCUUUGUAUCUGUUAAAUUGCCUUUACAUUACUGGACAUCCUGGUCAAUCACCUAAUUAGACAGGAUACCUUUUAAUUUAAGACCAUGAAUUACUCCUGAGCUCCUGGUCAAUGCUAUUAGACUCUCAUUUGGAAUGUCAAGCCUGUACCGGUGUAUAAUGGAUUCCUGAAAACCCUGUGUUGAGUUUCUUUAAGCACUUACUUACUUUACAGCAAGUAUGUAAUCCUUUUACAAAAAUAUUGUUUCUGUUCGUUUUAACUUUUUUAGCAUUACUUUUUUACUUGCUUUCUCUAAAAAUUGUGUAUUUUGUCUGCAUGGUGCAAAAAUAUGUUUCAGUGUCCAUCACUUAAACAGAUUCUCCGUUGUGCCAGUGGGUUUUGCAGAAAUAGGAUUCUGGGUAAUACUAGGUGCUUUCUGAUAGCCACGGUUCUCAUGCAGCGCUCACAUUUUGCAAUAUUCUAUCAAAUAUUGUAAAUCCGCAUGCCCGCUGACCCACAAACGCAAACAACUUUUAUUGGCAUUAAAGUAUUUGACAGGUUCAAAGUUCUGUUUAGUUUCUUUCGUUUUACCAAACUGUCUCUAUAAACCUGUUAAUAGAGUCACGUUUAUAUUAAAGGAGCACGUUAGUGUUAGGAAUACAAAGCUGUAUUCCUAGCACUAUAAUGCCCCUCUGUCCCUCGUGACAAUUAAAGAGUUAAAAACCCUUUAAACACUCACCUUUUUCCAGAAACGAAGUCCCUUGGUGAAGAUGUUGGAGGCAUGCAUUAGGCCUUCUCCAUUGGAAAGCAUUGAAUAAGUGCUUUCCUGUGGGGAUUUUGAAGACUCUGGACAUCCUCGUGCAAAGCGUGAGGACGUCCAACAUAGUUUUGACAUUGAACAUCAUUUAAACUCUGUGAAACAGCAGGAAAUGGCAAUCUGGUAGACUGGCACUAGAGGCAGUCUUAACUCUGCAAUCAAUAUAAACAUUGUAGUUUCUCUAAAACUGCAGUGUUUUGCAUUGCAGGGUUAAGGGGGCAGGGGUAGUGCACCCACACCACAUUAAUGAGAUGAACUGUUGUGGGUGUCUAUAGUGUCCCUUUAAGCUGUAAAGACUGGCACAAGAUCAUUAAAGAGCCACCUUCAAUGCCACUUUUCCAUGUACAAUAGUGAGCUGUUCGCCCCUCUGGUCUAUCAAAUUUUAGUCCUACGGAAUCUGUUGGCGCUAUAUAAAUCGCAAUAAUAAUAAUAAAUAAUAGUCCAGGCAUUUUUAAAAAUAAAGUGUUAUUCAACCAAUAACCAAGUCAUGUGUUUGUCUUUUUAUCUCUGUCUGCCAAUUUAUGGAGGCUUAUUCACACAUUGGUUAUUUAGAUUGUAAUCUCUAAAUGAGCUAUGAACCUUUUUUUUUUAGACAUAUUCCUCCUCUUAUAUUGCUUGCACUUUCUGUGUCAUUGUUAUGUCAACUAUAAAGUGUUAAAAGCACCUGUUAUCACUAUAUAAAUAAAUAUGCAUGUAGAUACAACAAUUAAAGGUGCUGAAUGAAACUAAUGCGAAAUCAGAAGCUGUGGCCUAUAGCUUGACAUCAAGGAGGUGGGAAUGGGUGUCAAUGUACGCGUGGAAUUCAGGCUCUGCCUUCCUGAGGCAAUAAUAAUAUUUAAAAAUGUACAGCGUCGUUUUUAUUUUUGUAAGGGAUAAGCUGCAAUAGUUAUGGCAAGACAUUUUCAUUUUUACAAGUAUACUAGUUCUAUAUUAUUAUACUAGUUUGUCACAGCAUAAAUUCCCCAGAAAUGGCAUCUUUUUAUCCAAAAUAGAACCGUCAAUAAAUAAAUUUGAGAAUGUUUCCGGUACGCUGUAAUGAUUCACAGUUUCACAGCAACACAGAUACUUCUAUUCAGUUCCUGACAAUUCCUGGUUUACUAACAAUAUAAAAAUGUAAUUUUCUAGACCCACUUUAAAAAAUGGACAAAAAUCUAUGCCAUACACAAGUUAAUGUUUUAAGUACUAUCCUGUUUUUUACAUUUCUCAUAUUGAAAGGAAAAAGUGCCAGAACGUCUGUAGAUCAGAAUCACCCAUCAUUGGCAGUGUUCAGUUUUACAAUGCUAAAUUACAUCAUCUCCAUUAGAUCAUCGUCGUAUUGUUUGGCCAUUUGCAAAUCAUUGCCGAGAGGAAGAACCAGUUUCAACACUGGGGUUUUGGUAUAAAAGAGCAAUUCUGAAUCGAAAAGGAUAAUUUAGAGAGAGCAUUUCUGGGGCAAAGUUCUAAAACAUGGAGUAGUUGCCAUGGUAAGAAAUUUAUGGCUGUUGAUGAUUUCUCCACUUUUAAACCUUUCCAUAUAAUUAAAUGAGAGUUCUCAAAGUUCUAAAGGUUUGGCAAUCGGCAAAAACAUUCCAUUGGUAUCCAUGGAGCUUGCUCUACUUACAGAAUUAUGCAACAGAAUUGUUACCAAUCGAAAAACUCACCAGAGGUUUUUUUAAUUUUUUUUUUUAACAGAAACUAAAUACUAACCAGCUAGCAGUCGUUGACUUCUAAGUUCUUAGCAGUUAUUGAAGUACAAGUCAAACCAUGCUCAUCUGAGCACAAUUAAUUAGAUUCCUUACCUAUCUGGAUGUUGGAAUUGAUCUCCGAAAUACAGAAAUAGUUUUUGUACUUCUCCAAGAAGAGAACAUUUAAUAGAAAUAAUAAUUUUAAAAAAUUGCAUAACGGCUGCUGUGACUGCAACAGCUAAUUUCUCUGUAUAUGUUUUAUUCUGACGAGCAAUCCAUUUCCAUGAGCAUCUGAGCAAUAAGUUACUUGGUAAAUUGCAAAUAAUGUCUAUUCUUUUGUAGGUAAAAACAGUUCUCCAAAGGAAGUGUAACCCAUUUCAUGCAUCAUGGGGCCCUGCAUAUUUCAUGUCUACACCAUGCUGGUAACAAUAACGUUGACAUCUGCCAUCAGUUUUCCAGAAGACGACGAACCUAUCAAUAUCGUAGACUAUCAUUGUAAGUUACCCAACUAUGGUAUUUUCAAGACACAUGUAAAACAUGAUGGCAAAUUCUAUUCUUAAAGUGCCGUGCUAUGCUAAAGUAUCUUUAAUGGUUAAAAUUUACAGGUUUCCUUUUACCGCAUUUACACAUUUUAAUUAAAACUAUUUAUUCCUGCAUGAAGCAGGAUCAAUACACUACAACAAAUGCAAAUGGGGUUAUAUUUAAAGAGGUGACAUUUUAAAUGUGGAACAAUCACCAUGGAAACCAAAAUAAUGGCCACGUUAACUGCUCCACUUUUAAAGGGAAACUAUUGUCACCAAAACAACUUUAGCUUUAUGAAACCGUUUUGGUGUACAAAUCAUGUCCCUGCACUCUCGCUGCUAAGUUCUCUGCCAUUUAGGAGUUAAAUCACUUUGUUUUUGAACCCUAGUCACACCUUCCUGCAUGUGACUUCCACAGCCUUCCAUAAACAAUUCCCGUAAAGAGCCAUCUAAUGUUUAUCCUUCCUUUAUGGCAAGUUCUGUUAAAUUCAGAUGUUCUUAUCCCCUGCCCUGUUAAUAGCCUGCUAGACCCUACAAGAGCCUCCUGUAUGUGAUUAAAGUUCAAUUUACAGAGAAAUAAAUACAAUUGUUUAAGGUAAAUUACAUCUGAUUGAAAGUGAAACCAGUUUUUUUUCAUGCAGCCUGUGUCAAUCAGAGCCAGGGGAGGUGUGGCAAGGGCUGCAUAAACAGAAACAAAGUGAUUUAACUCCUAAAUGGCAGUGAAUUGAGCAGUGAAACCUGAGAGGCAUGAUCUAUACACUAAAACUGCUUGGUUAAGCUAAAGUUGUUUAGGUGACUAUAGUGUUCCUUUAAGCUUUGCCCCACGGCUGCCCUUUAUACAUUAGCCCUUCUGGAAAAAUAUAUGCUUCAGCAAUUUACUACAACUUCUUAGUUAUGGGUGAGAGUUGAAAUCACGUCAACUGCAAAAUAGUAGCAUCUGUCCCUAGUUCCUAGCUCCAAAAAUAUGUUGUUUUGCUUAAGUAAAUGCAGUCACAGGAAAUAUUUUACUACAGAUAUUUGUUUUGACUCUUAUCUAUGUAGAGAUGUAACGAGAUUAAAUUACAUGUAUCUCCAGUAAACUGAUUUUACGUGCACAAUACGAUGGUGAUCAUUCACUGUCCACUUGGGACAUGCCAGAUCUACAAUCAUUUUUAGUUGUACUUAUUUUGAUUCAAUUUCCUUAAUAUAGGAUUUACCAGCUGUUUUAGAAUGGCAUCACCCAUGAAUCCUAUCCUAGCCACCGGAACACUGGCAAACCAAGAUAGGAGUCAUUGUUCAAAAACAGCUGGAGAGCUUUUGAUCACUAUCCCUAGUUUAGCUUGCCAGCUGCCAAUCACUACUUUUUAAUAUGUAAUUGUUAUUGGUACAAAUAUUCUAUUACACUCCCACUGUUUGUAUAAUCUACUUUUAGUGUUACAUGCAAGUGUGCUUUACAGCGAUAAGAAAGUGGUCUUCUUAAAGACCACACAUAACUUGAAAGGGUUAGCAAGUCAUUUGCUGACAUUGGCCAUAUUGUAUUCAUUUAUAUUCAAGGCAUUGCAAUAGGGAUUUAGCCUAAACCCUUCUACACCUGGUAUAUACAGCUAAUCAAUGCUGUAUAUUGAUUCUUUAGCUCUGUAAUCCAGAGUGAUGGCAUAUCCUAUUUUAACUUGCAGAUUCCAGGCAAUAUCCAGUAUUUAGAGGACGCCCUUCAGGCAAUGAAUCUCAGCACAGCCUGGACUUUCAACUGAUGCUAAAAAUUCGAGACAUACUUUAUGUUGCUGGAAGGUAAUUUUUUCUUUAAUCUGUUUAUUUGAAUUGAACUCAUUUUCUUGUUCUCUUUCUGGUAAGAUGAACAAUGCAUUAAAACAACAACUUGUGGAAAGGCUUCUAUGUAGGAAAUGAAAACCGUGCUGCUUGUAUUUUUUUAUUAUUUUUUUUUAGUUUUUUGGUUGGUUUGUUUGUCUUUGUCUGUGUUUGAAUGCAAAGUAGUAGGCCGCUUAUGUAUCUGUUUUCUUGCAAAUCUCAAGAUUAAGUAACAUAGCUCAUCCACAAUAUCUCUACAGUAAUGCAUGAUGAUUACUGUCGCCUUGAAAAGACCUUACAGUCUUAAGAAAUAUGAUUAAAGAAUCUCAAUGCAAACAGAUACAGCCGCAAACCAAAGACAUGCACAGUCUUUAAAGCACUAGGAAAAAAGGUUAGAUUGAAAAACAUAAAUAUAUAUAUAUAUAUAUAUAUAUAUAUAUAUAUAUAUACCGAAACCUGGGAAAGUGAUACUCUUACAAUAAAUCAGGGAACAUGUAAGUCGUCGUAGUAACCUUCUUUAUACAGACAAAAGAAAUUCACGGCUGCAAAACUUGUGCCUUGUCUGACAAGGGCCUUGCAAAUAGAUUUGUCACGCUACGCAUGAAUACAUUUAAAUCCAGCAUUUUUCUCCAUAUCCUGAAAUAGCGUCUUUGUUUAUCUCAAAUAGAGAUCAAGUUUAUGCCGUAAAUUUAAAUGAGGUCCCGAAGACAGAAAUAACGCCAAGUAGGGUAAGUCAAAGAACUUGUUUAAUAUUUUGUAUUUAAUGGUCAGUAAUUCCUAAGUUUGUUGUAUGCAUAGCUUUGUCAUUUAUUGGGCUGUAGUAAAAGUCUGGAACGGCCCCAUUAUGCAGUGUCUUUACCCUUUUAAAAUGAAUAGAACUAUAGACUUAAAAAUUAGUCUUGAGAUGGAUUGUAUAUUUGCCGUGAUAUAGUUCAACAUUCUUUCUCAAACUCUUGGACAAAUGGAUUACAUAUAUGCAGCCAAGGUGGCCAAAAGUUAAUUUCCUCUCGAGCAUCAUGGGUGCUGUUGUUCUGCAAAAGCUUGAGAUCCCGUUUAUAUGAUGACCGCUGCUUUUUAGACUUAAAGGAUCACUAUAGGGUCAGGAACACAAACAUGUAUUCCUGAUCCUAUAGUGUUAACACCACCAUCAAGCCCCCCUGGGCCCCUCAUGCCUCCAUAAAUAUAGGAAAAUCUUACUGUAUUCAAGCCUGAAGCUGUAAAUCUGCAUGCUGUUUGCCUCAGAAAAACAAGUUGUCUGCUGACAUCAUCAGAAGUGGUAGCCUGAUCCAAUCACAAUGCUUCCCCAUAGCAUUGGCUGAGACUGACAAAGAGGCAGAUCAGGGGCAGAGCCAGCAUGAUUCAAACACAGCCCUGGCAAAUCAGCAUCACCUCAUAGAGAUGAAUUGAAUAAAUGAAUCUCUAUGAGGAAAGUUCAGUGUCUGCAGGCAGAGGGAGGAGAUACUGAAUGUUUGGAUGCAUUUUAGGCAGCCAUGACCCAGGAAGGAUCUCUAACAGCCAUCGGAGGAGUGGCCAGUGAAGUUAUCACUAGGCUGUAAUGUAAACACUGCAUUUUCUCUGAAAAGACAGUGUUUACAGCAAAAAGCCUGAAGGUAAUGAUUCUACUCACCAGAACAAAUUCAAUAAGCUGUAGUUGGUCUGGUGACUAUAGUGACCCUUUAAGUCUCUUGUAGUGAUUAUUGUACUUAGACUUCCCCUCUAACCACUCUAAAGUUAGUCUGCUUGUAAGAAUUUUACAUUCUCAUUUAUAUGAAAAAGUUUUAUACAUAAAAAAAAUAUAGAAUAUUGAUGUCUUUAGUCUUUAAAGAUAAAAAAGAGGGGGAGAGUGGAGUCACGUGACAAAAAAUAAAUAUAUAUUUUUUUUUUCAUUCUGUCAGAGGUUGACAUGGAGAUCAGGACAAGCAGACAGAAAGAAUUGUGCGAUGAAAGGGAAACACAAGGUGAGGAUCUACAGGCCAAGCCUCUUGCAAGCUGACUUCAAAAGAUUGACUUUAUAGAGACUAGCAUCAAAUUUCCAAUGUCUUGUGUUUUUUUUUCUCUUCUCUUUAGGAUGAAUGCCAUAACUACAUCAAGGUUUUUGUUCCAAGGAACGAUGAAAUGGUCUUUGUCUGUGGCACAAACGCAUUUAACCCAAUGUGCAGAUACUAUAGGGUAAGCAUAAAAAUUUAGUUUAUUAUCUACAUUUGUGAUCCUUUUCUCCUACAGGUUAUUCAUGCAGUAUGUAUAGCAUUUAUUAAAUGUAGAUUUAAUUUUACAAAACGCAAAAUUUGUUAUCCUUGAAAAUUUAAAAUUCUAUCAUUUCAAAGAAAAGGUAUUCAAAGAAAAUGGUACAAAAACAUGUUCCUAUUGAUAUUUAAAUGUAAUAAUUAUGUAUUUAGCACAUUUCAACAUUUAAAUGUCCAGGAGUAGAGCAUGGUUUAAUAGCCACCUUCAAGGGUUAAAGGGACAUAACAGGCAGGACCAUCCAUGAUAAAAUAAACAAUAUUAAUUAUCUUAUAGUGUUAAGAAGUGGAGCAAUGUUAGAGCUAAAGGACAAAACCCCUUUCCCACAUGCAAUCAAGUGAUAAAAAAAUAAAUUUAUACUUAUAUUGCUUGUUGCUUAAUAUCCCAAUUCAAGCUCAGCAUAUAUGGGAAAAAAUAUAUGAAAAGGAUCAUAGAACAGAUCUGCAUGGAUCAGUGAAUAUUAUUGAAUUCUAUAAACAUUGAAUUAAAUCAGCUUAAUUAGCUGUAAAAUAUUCCAAGGCUAUAGCACUUUAAAGUCCAAAUCUGCAGCUGCCAGACCACUCUCUGGUCACGUAGAAAAUCCUCUAAUCUAGAGCCACUUAUUCUGAUAUUUGGAUUUUUCUUAUUCCAUAAACCUCUGCGCACCCGGAAUUUUAGGAUAUAUAGUGUAUCCAUCACCCACAGCUCCACUACUCACACAAUAUAUGCGGAACUGCUCAGUGAGCUGAUACUUGUUGUACCAUGGCUGUUAUCAGCCUAGUUUGCAGUUUAGUGAAACAAAUUGUGCACAGCGAUUUGGCGAGCCAGUGACUGCCCUCCUCUCACGCUCUUUGCAGGCUAGGAGAGAGUUGUCCGUUGUAGUUGGACAAAUUUUGGAUGCAAUGGAGGAUGCAAACAUUCCUCCUUUAAUAUCUGAUAGCUGGAGCCAGGCUACAUUUGCUACAGCAAUUAUAUUGCAAAUCACUGUAAAUAUAAGCCACUCUUGUAGGGUGAUUGGUUGCUGGGAACUCACUGUAUCAUUGUAAAGGUUACGAUGCAGAGUUGUUAUUCUGAUGAGACUGAUCGUUUAAUCUUUUUUUAAAUGUUUUUUUUUUUUUUAGUUCCUCUGGUACACUGAUAUAAAGUAAUGCUUUUUGUUUAUCUUUGUUUUAAUCAGAGAACCCCAUUCCCUAACAAGCUUUGUCAUAUUUGAGAAAAAAAAAUGAAUUCCCAUACUUUUUAUUGACUCUAAAGUACAUUUUUAACAGUCAGCUCAGUGGCACAUUCACACUUAACAACAGCAUUCCAUGGCCUUGUCUGACAAAAAAGCCCAUUAUUGUUAUUAUAUAGCAUAUAAUAGGACAUGCAGUGAAAAAAAAAAAAAGUAUAACAUGCCAUUCUAAUGAUAUGAAUUGGAUCUGAUAUCAAACCCUUUUUCUUUACUCUCUGAAGCUCAGCACUUUAGAAUACGAUGGGGAAGAAAUUAGUGGCUUGGCAAGAUGCCCGUUUGAUGCCAGACAAACAAAUGUUGCCCUCUUUGCUGGUAGGUACAUUUACUUUAGUUCUGUUUUAAUGUACAUGACUAAUUGGUUAGAAUUGGCAGAAGAACAUGUGUUUAUUAUUUUUAUACUACACUAUGUUAGAGCAAGCCUGUCAGACUAUUACUGCCAUGGAAAAAAAAAUAACAGUACAGUAUCGUAGUCACUAAGUAGACAACUUUUGUAGUGUAUUUUGCUAUCUAUGAGUUUGACGACUUGACAUUUUUAGUUUUUGGAAUUAGUUAUUUAUUAUUGCAAGUCUCGUGAAUAAGUUCGGAAAAUAUCAGUUGUGUUCGAAAGUUAGUAGGCUACAUGUAAUUCCUACUGACCUCACGUAGCAGACAGCAGUUCCUGCAUUAAAAAUGAACAUUUUUGGAAUACUCGUUGGAUUGCUUGUCUAGGGCAAGAGAACAGUUAAAAGUGAACUUGCAGCAUCUGCUAACUGUGUAUUAUACUAUUCUUAUUUUCUGUGUGUGCCGCCUAGCUGAAUUAUGAUUGACAGCGCUUUACAGGAAAUAUUUCUAUGGUUCAUAAAUUGAGUUGCUUAUCAUACCCUAAAUCACAAAAAACUUCACAAUAAACCAUAGGCUAUAUUGCAACUUGCGUAAAUAAUAAAGUUCCCUAAAAAAGUUUAACAUGUUUCCUAGUACAAUAUUUGAAUCUGUAUAUAUGAAUUUAAAUCUUAUCCGAUAAAUGCAGAGAUUUCCUGGUGACAAAUGGUUUUAUACCGAGUGCAUUUAUUAAUUUUUUUUUUUUUUUGUAAGAUAUCUCUGUUAGGCUUGUCUUGUAUACUAGAUAAUGUGUAUUAUGCCUUAUAUUAUUAUUCCAAUCUUACUAUAAAGAUGCUCCUAAACAGUUAUCUUCUCACUUUUAAAGGGUAGUAAGUUUGUCCUUUUCAUAAUGAAAUGUUUUGUUGAUGUUUCUAUGUUUAACCUUUCUAAUAAAGAAUUCUGUUUUCAGUGGAUUUAAUUGUGCUUAGACUGUGAUCAAUUCAGUUUUCAGAUGGGUAGACUGGGAUCCGUGAUUGUGAUUGCAGAUUGUGUUGUGUUAUGUAGGUUGCGAUCAAUGUGAUUUUUCUAAGGAUUGCAGAAGGCAUUGGUCACCAUCAGCAUGAAUCCUAAAUGUGCACGUUAUGAUUCACAUGCUUAGUUAAGAUUAGCCUGAUUUACUGGAUCUGUGGUUUAUGAUCAACGUGAUUUAAAGUUUCUAGGUCAUGAUCACAGUGCAGAGUGUUUUAUCUGGAUCUGUAGUUUAUGAUCAUAAUGAUUCCUAGAUGUGUAGUUUAUGGUGAGUGUAAUUUUGCACAGACACAGCUUAUGAUUAAUGUAAUAUUGCAGAUGAAAAGGCAAUAAGUGUGUUUUCUCAAAAAAACUGACAUGUCACCCUGGCAUAAGUGCACUCCAGGUGCCUAUCAAUCAGUAUAAAUUUUGUCAAAUAACAAUUUUAGUCAAAUUUUAGUUGACUAAAAUAUUUGAGAUUUAGUCGACUAAAACUAAAAUGGCUUUUUAGGCAAAAGUCUAUGACUAAAACUAAAUUGAAAUUUACAGUCAAAAUUAACACUGCUGUCAAUCAUCUAGACUAGCCCUCUUGAAGCAAACCAUGCAGAGAAUGCUGGUACAAUGCUCUCUAAAGGGUCCUAGUGCCCUUAGUGUAGCAUGAGUGAGACUAAUGAUGCGCUUACACUACCUUUUUUGGGGACAGUUCCCUGUUGUCCUCAAAAGCAUUACACCAAGGAACAAACCCAGGAAGCUGGGAUCAGACCUUAAAAUCUGGACUGUUCUGCUGAAAUCAUUAUGAUUGGGAUGCCUACAUUUAGGUAGUGCAUGUUACGGUCAGUGUGAUCUCUGGCAUGUGCAAGUUAUGAUCAGUGUGACUUGCUGGAUGGAUACAUUUUAAUCCGUAUUAUUUACUGGAUCCAUAGGUUAUGAUCAGUCCGAUUUCCUGGAUGUGCAGGUUAUGAUCUGUGAGGUUUCUGGGGUGUGUCGGCUAUUAUUAAAUUGCUUUCCUCUAUAUGAAGGUUAGAAUUGACAUGAUUCCCAGGCGCACAGUUUAUAACAGAUGUGGUAUUCUUCGUGAUUUUCUAACCUUACUUAAUAUAAUGAUGAGCUUGAAACCAUAUAUGUACUCAAAUAACAACUGCAUUGUGCACAUAUCGCUAAAAGGGUUAAAUGUAUGCACACCACAAUUGCUUGCUGGAUCAUUAGGAGCUCUGCUGUCUUUUUCUAGAUGGGAAAUUAUACUCUGCUACCAUGGCGGAUUUCCAAGCCAGUGAUGCUGUGAUCUAUAGAAGUAUGGGGGAUGGCUUCGCUCUGAGGACAAUUAAGUAUGACUCCAAAUGGCUAAAAGGUACUUGCAAGUGAGCUUUUAUUAAUAAUGACACAGAGAUCAGACACUUACUUGAUAGGAGAGCGAAGCGUAACACAAUUUAAUAGCAUUUCUCGGAAAUAUGAUGCAUAUUAAGCGUUCCAGAUCCUUUUGGUAUAACACCGUUGUAUGACGAAGCUACUUCUUGCAUGCUGAUACAUCAAGAGCUUUGCUUGAAAUGCAUAUUUUUUUUUUCUUUUUACAGAAUGGCUUGAUUGAUUCCUCAAUAAAACUAAAAUUUAAAUGUAAUGCAAGUCCUUUGAGGCCUCUUUACACACCAUUAGUCAGCAUUUCAGCUGCAAAAACACUUAAGCUCAAAUUCCACUUAGAAAAGGUUGGACCAGCUGGAGCCUCAUAUCUCUUUCUGGAACACAACUCCCAAUACUACAAGGACUUGUUCUUCCUUAAAGAUUGCUGUUGGAUUUGCAAAGGAUGUGCAGCCUUCUGACUGUUAAUUUGAUUGCAAAUCCCAUUAUUCUGUUUUUCUUUUGGUUUUUUAAGCAAAGUCUUCCAAUAAUCCUAUUUAAACCAAAAACAGCACGCUGGGUUUUGUAGUUAACAGUGAUUUGUGGUGAGUUGGUUUUGGACAAAUCAGUGGCACUUUAAUAAAUUCGCCAAUCAUUUUUGCACUUCCAUUUGUCAACUCAACACAAAUUCAUGUGAUAAAUUCUGUGCAUUUUAGAAACGAAAGCUGAUACAUUUUCUCAUCUCAUUUCCUAUCCAGAACCCCAUUUUCUCCAUGCUAUAGAAUACGGGAGUUACAUCUACUUCUUUUUUCGUGAGAUUGCUGUAGAGCACAAUAACUUAGGCAAGGUAAGUGCAAAAUUGGAGUUAUUCCAAAUUCAGGUGAUUGACACAGAGCUGGCAAAGCAGGAUUGGAGUGCAGGAAGACCAGAAAUGUAUAAAGCAGCCUAAACAUGUCUCCUGAUUGUUCAUUUUUACUUUGUCCUGAAAUUCAUUGUCUUUUCACACUGCACUGCUAAAAAAGUGGUCUGGGGACCAUCAGGGCCUCCCAGAAUCAUCAAUAUCUAAACAUUUUCACAUUCUAAACAUAAUUUGCUUGAAAAUUACAUAUGCCAUAUUGAAAGAUAUUUCAUAAAACACCAGAUGAAUAAAGUAGAAUUGUCAUAGUACGCGCCCCACUUUACCAAAGUACCCCAAUUUCAGCCAGUCUUAACCUGAUUUUAUACAGGCAAAAUCAUUAUUUUAUAUAUAAUAUACUCAGUUUUGUUUCCAAUUUAUAUGUCUUUUUCAACACGUGAUGUUCCUGCAUGGGUUUUAGAAAAAUAUGUGUUUUAGAAAAAUAUUUAUGUGCACAGCACAAAAGGGUCAUUAACGAGAACUGUAGUCUCUGUAUUAAAUCAAUAUAUAUUAUAAUUUUUGACAUUUUAUUAUUAAAUUCAAUUCUUUAGAACCUCUGCAUUUGCCCUUCAUCCACUUUAUACUUUAUGUCUUUAUUUUUGAAGUGAGCUAUAUGUGAGCCUUGCUAUUAUUUUGCCAUAUAUGAGUAGGUACUUGAUGCCGUUUUUUAAUGUUUAAACACAAGGAUACACGGCCUGAAAAUGGCUGGUAAAAAUUCUACACAAACCUCAUUAGGAAAUCUCUGUUAUUUCUUGGCAAGAAUUAAAUGCAUAAAUAUGUUUAUACUUCAACCAAGGGUUCCAUUGUGCCUCCCAAAUGUUAAAUAUUUAAAUGACACAAAUGCAGUUUAUGAUCGUUGGACUACAUUAUAGACAUUCUAGCGUAAAUUAUUAACUUUUUUAUUUAUUUUUUAUUUUACACAUGCAUGGUUAAUUAAAGACUUUGCAGAGGUGGGGAAGCCAUGCAUACGUUAUAGGUUUGCCUAGCGGUGCAGUAAAAUGGAUAUUCGGCUACAGUUAAAUAGUGUAUGCAUACUUCUGUCACUAAUGCACAUAAACUGUAUCUGUCUGCCACUUAAAACAAACUUUGCGUGAUGUUUUAUUAAAAUAAAUAAUGUGAUCUAUUCAGUGUUGCUGAUUUCGGGUAAUCUACUUUUGGCAACAGCUCAAUAUUUUUUUUUUUCUUCUUUAAGGCAGUACAUUCUCGUGUUGCACGCAUUUGCAAAAAUGAUUUGGGAGGUUCCCAGAGAGUGCUUGAGAAACAUUGGACUUCGUUCGUAAAGGCAAGGCUCAAUUGUUCCGUCCCAGGGGAUUCAUUCUUUUACUUUGAUGUUCUACAGUCUAUCACAGACAUAAUAGAAAUCAAUGGAAUUCCUACGGUGGUUGGUGUAUUUACAACACAGCUUAAUAGGUAAGAGAUGAGCAACCUGACAUCAAAUAAAGUGUUUCACUUUCUUGUUUUCAGUAAAAUAAUUGCCAUUGUAGCCCGCAAUCCUAGAAAGAAUUCUUUUGCUAUUUUCUUCAGCAUCCCGGGUUCAGCAGUGUGCGCUUUCACUAUGGAUGACAUUGAGAAGGUAUUCAGAGGAAGAUUUAAAGAACAAAAGACUCCAGACUCUGUUUGGACAGCUGUACCUGAAGACAAAGUACCGAAGCCAAGGUAGAAUAAAGAAAGAUUGACUCUUCAGAUAAUAACGCAACCCACAUGUCUCCUAAUGGGUGUGUGCUGUUUUGAAAAUGUAAUGGAGCAUUAUACUGGGCAGUUAAGUUCUUCCAAUUUGUUGUUUUAGACCGGGCUGCUGUGCACGGCAUGGCUUUGGUGAAGGUUAUAGGUCUUCUACUGAAUUUCCAGAUGAAACGCUGUCCUUCAUCAAGUCCCAUCCCCUGAUGGAUUCUGCCAUUGCUUCCAUCAUUGAAGAACCUUGGUUCACAAAGACCCGCGUCAGGUAUGAUAAAAAAUGACCUAGACCUGUAAUUAGUUUUUAGAUUCUGAGUUCUAGAUAAGCCAAUCCUGAAGCUGCAAUGUAAAUCCUUAUCCUUAAUCCUGAAUUUUGAAUAUUUUCCUGUUUGCAACCUAUUUAAGGUACAGACUGACUGCGGUGGCAGUGGACCAUUUAGCAGGACCAUAUCUGAACUACACAGUCAUGUUUGUGGGUUCUGAAGCUGGCGUUGUACUGAAAAUUUUGGCCAAGACUACCCCUUUUUCUCUAAAUGAAAGUGUUUUAUUGGAAGAAAUUGAUGCCUACAAUCGCGCAAAGUAAGUUUUCUAGCUCAACAAAGCAUACUUUUUAUUUAUUUAUUUGUUUUUGUGUGCUGGUUUCUCUUAUGGCAAAUGUAUUAAGAGCAAGGACAGUUCUUGCAUUUACCUCAUUAAAAUUUAGUAGGAACAAAUAUUUAUAUGCAUUUAACUCUUUAAAAUGUAGCCAAAACCAUUACUUGAAAGUAUUCUCUUUCUAAGGCAUUGUGCCUUAAACAUAUCAUUAUUGUUAAAAUUAUACACAGGACCGUUCAGGCUUAAUUAAAUUAGUACACAGUGUGGCAUUCUCAUUGUGGAGUGGUUUCCCCUAAUUAUAGUGAUGUAGUGAUUUAUUUCUUCUCGUGUAUAUUUAGGUGCCUCCACUUCAUACCCACACAUUGCCAAAAUAGACACACGUGGUGAACUUUAACACUGACCAUUCAUAAAUCUGGUGGUGUCCACACAAGGGUCAAUUCUAAGCCAUCUAUGCACAAAGACAGAUGCUAAAGUCUAUUUUACUAAUACAUAAAAGUUGGCAGAUAUAGACAAAACACAUUUUUAUAUUGGGAUUAAAAAAAAAACACAGAGAGGUUGGUACAGGAAUCUAAAAGUGCUCUACACAUUCUUUGUGAUUGAGUUGAGAUCAUGCAAAAAAAAUAUUUACAAAGCAAUGUACUAUAAAAUACUUUUCGAUUGGUGAAUCCUAACAUCAUAUUGUACUAGGGAUGAUGAGAUUAAAAUCCGUGGUAUCCUGCAAGAUGCAUAUUUAUAUUUAAAUUGUUUGGUAUAAUAGUAAAAAAAAAAAAAAAAGUGAUUCCCCGCUUCUAUUUUGAUCUUAUUUUAUGAGGUUAUGAUAAAUCAGAAUCUCUCCACAGUUGAGCUUCACUGCAUUUCCUUUUGAAUAGAACACGGCAAAUCUUUCCAUCAUUCAGUAAUAAACGCAACAUAAACUGUACUGUAAAAACACCACGUGGUUCAUACCACUAAUUAGCUGGUAAUUCCUUAGCCUCCGGAAAUUUUUAUUUAGCAUGAUCUAUUACCAGGUAGCGUGUAACUAAGUGUACUACUUCAAUCACAGGCACAUUACUUCAUCUAGAGGCAAAUGAGUGUUGAAGGGAUCCCAGAUCAAUGAAAUAGCAAACAUGCCACUGAGCAACUAUAAAUUUAAAAGGACAGAACAAUAAUGUUCUACAACAUUCUCUGCAUAUAGAGAUGGAGAAUGUUAUAGGACAUAGUUAUGUUUGUUGAAACUUUAUCUGUUUUCAUCACAAAUUUGUGACUUUAAGGUUUCAUUUAACUUUGUCACUUUACGGUUUUAUUUAACUUCCUACACAUUAGAAGAAUAUGCAUCCAAAAUUAAUGUCUGCAAGUUUUUGCUUUAUAUCACAUAGUAUAUUUACUUGUUUCUGGUGUAGAUGUUUUGGGGACGGUGAAGAUGACAGAAGGGUCUUAUCCCUCCAGAUGGACCGAGAACACCAUGCUUUAUUUGUGGCAUUUUCUGGAUGUAUUGUGAGGCUUCCUCUUAGCCGCUGUGAACGUUAUGGAUCAUGCAAAAAGUAUGUGUAACGGAUGCAAUAAAAAUGGUUAUGAUGAUUUCUGAACCUCCGAUGAUGCUAAAUUUGUAAUUCUUUUCUUCUCUCAAAGGUCAUGCAUUGCUUCAAGAGACCCUUACUGUGCGUGGCUAAACCAUGAAACAUGUGGCAGAGUAAAACCCGGAAUGUUGUAAGUGGUCACAUAUAUUAUUAUUACUGCUAAAAUGAAUGUCCCAUCCCUCUAGUGCCAAGGUUUCCAUCUAGCUGGUAACCACCUCUUACUAUACCAAGAUAAUAAAAAUAGUACUCAAACCUCUGUUCUCAAACAUACUGAUGGAUUAGGCUUUCUUUAUAUUUACAUGGCUAUAUAGCUAUGGAUUUUUGAAUGUUCUCAACAUUUCUAAUUUUGCAGUAGAAUUUUGCAGUGUGUGUGUGUGUUUUGUGCUCUAUUUUUAACGUGAUGCUUAUGAGACAGAAACAUAAAUUCUAUUGGGAACGGUAAUAUGCUUUGAAUCCAGUCGGGAGAUAAACUAUUGCUUCUCGAGAGAAUCCUAUUAAUUAUCACAGAACAAUCCUCUUGUACAAACAAGCGUAAAUUGGCUUUCUAUGUUUACACUAUAUAUUUUUUUUUUCAUCCAGUUGGUACUUACUGCUCUGAUGUUUUUUGUUUUUUUCCCAUUUCCACUUGGAGGUGCACAGUUGAAUUCGCUGGCUCUGCUAAUAUUUUAUCAUAAAAUUAAUUUUUUUUAUUCUCCUUUUGCAUUAUUCAGCUUUGGAUAUGAACAAGAUGUGGAGUAUGGUAAUACAGUACAGCUUGGAGACUGUCAUGGUAAGGGUCUUCACUAAAAGCAAUUUAAUUUGUGCUUUAGAGAAUAGAAAACACAAUGUACUCAUAAUGCGCAUACUGCUUCUAUUAUAACCUAUUUUUUCACAGGCCAAGCUGCAUUAUAUUUAAUAAGCGUUUUUUUUUUGUUUUGUUUUUAGUUUCUUUUUACUUAUUAUUUGGCUGUGUAAAAAUGCUUAAAGUCUUAUGAAAACAAAGUAAUUAUCAUAAGAACAAAAAAAAAUCUAUUUUUGCUUUCAGCUCAGAUUUUAUAACUUUUAUUUUGCUUUCUUUCGGUUACUUUUUACUGAUUAUCUGUUCCUUUAAUUUUAGAAAAUUUGCCUCCUACAACUACACCAGAUUACAAAAUAUUUGGCGAUCCAACAUCUGGUUAGUUUUAUUAAUUUUAUUUAAAAAUAAUUGCCUUUUGUUUUAGUUCAGCAUUUUCUGCUCUUAUGCCCCCUUCUUUUUCGCAGUCGGCAAAUCCCUCAUUUUUGUGCUUUGACUCCAUGCACCCAAAAGUAAUAAGGAUAGCAAGCCGUCUCGUGUUCUGUUUUUUUGUUGGUUUUUUUUUCAACUCACCUAUGUCUGGCUGCAUGUUACCCAAUUAUCCCAUCAUUGGUUGAUAAGUAAAAUCUUUUAUAUAAACAUUUUAUUAUGACAUUUCCGCAGCACGAAAGCCAGACAGACUUCAUUCUCCCCCUGUCCAUGCAUUUGUCAAUACCUGUUUCUCAUCUAUUAGUGAUAGAUGACAAUUCCUUUAAAAAAAAAAAAAAAAUCAUACUACAUCUUUAUUUACUUUUACCCAUUUAUUGCAGAGCUUUAAACGUGUCUGUGUGUGUUUGGUCUAAGUUAAAUUUUCAGUUUAACAGCCAUUAAAUCAUAGAGAUUAAGGGUUUUAAACAUAAUCAAGCGCACACAAAUACUAAUGAUGGUUCAUGUUUAGUGGUUUGUUUUAAAGUGCAAUUUUAUUUAUUUAUUAAAUAUAAUAUAUAUCAAAUAAAUUCAACUUAAUAAAUAUGUGUUUACUACCACAGACAUGGAAGUACCCUCCACCCUUGUUACCACAGUGGCAAGUAGCCCAGUCAUUUUGCCUAAAGUGAUUAGUUCUUGGAAACCUAGAAUGACUGGCUCAAGGAAAUAUGUUUUUCAAGAUGACCCAAACAUCUCUGAUUAUGUUGAUCCAUUAACAGGUGUCCCAAAGGGUAAGGCCUUAAAAAGAGAGAAAAUUUUACUGAGUGGAUACCUGAAGCUCAUUUCAACCCACAUGAUGCAAUAUAUGACUCCUUAUUAGCCAAUAGCCUGGCCUUAUAUAUUUACAUCAUUAUUUCGCAGCUCUGUUGAGGUCACUUGGUCAAAGUGACUGCUUUAAGACUAACUUCAAUCAGUUACUGAACUCCUCAAGGACCAAUUACUCCUUUUGUUUUCAUCACAAUUUGGUCUCCCAAGACUUAAUGCCAGCAUGGAAUUUCCUACCAACUAAACACUAGCAGUUCUAUUAUAAUUAUUAUUAUUUAUAAAGUGACAGCAAACUCUACAUUGCUGUACAACAGAUAAAAAGCAUUGCUGUCAUUAUAUGAAUAGUAUUGUGGAAUAGGAUCUCGACCAUUACUUUGUUAUGACUGUGUAGACCACCAUUGUUUCUCGAGGAGUUAAAAAUGUCUUUAAACAGAAGAGGCCUCUAUUAGCUUUUAAUGGCGCAGUCAUAUAAAAAUGAAAUUGCAUUCUAUCAGGUUUCCACUCAGAUACGGCAGUGUAUUUAUUUAUUGUAUUUCCAUUUUUCUGUUAAAUGCAUGCGUUUCUGUUGGGUUUUGUCUCUCCAUUGCUUUUAUUUUAUUGUUUGUUUUAAAUAUUUUUUUAUUUAUUUAUUCUAUAUGAUCCAGCAGUUACUGCUACAUUUCCAAUUAUUGUGUCCCAUAUUGGAAGGGUCAUCCGUUUGCCAUAGCUGGUCAUUUUUCAAGAGCUAAAGAAAUUAGAUUAUAGAUUUUAUAUAGUAUUAGAUUAUAGGAAGUUUACAAACUGUUACAGUGGAUUUAUUUUACAAGUUACUACUUGUAUAUAGAAUUAGCUUAUUUUUUCAAGCCUACCUAGGAAGCUUUUAAAUAAAGUAAAUGCUCUGCAACCACGAGAUUAAAUUACAAUAGGUAAAAUACUUCCUAAUAUCAAGCACACAUAGCACUUUAAAUACUUUUACACUAAUGGCUGUUUAAGCAUUAUAUGAACCAAAGGUUCAUUAUAUGAAUCAAAGGUGACAUGCAGAGAGUUGUAUAAAAUGAUGUCAAAGUAGGCAACUCCUAGUACAAUAAUUAGUGGUAUGGAAUCGGCAAGGACUGGUAGGCAGGUUAGAAAUGGGCAUCCACUGUGGUUAGGCCCCCAAUGCAGGCGCAUUACAACUUUCCAUAUAUGUCUGCAGACAGGCCCUUUGGCCGUCCCCACUCAGGGCAGAUCAUGAGAAGAUUGCUCCUACGGCAGGCACACUGGUUAGGGACAUUUAUCUGGUGUCUCAUAUCCUGCACAGUGAGAACGAACCAGGAAUUUGUGAUGGUCCUCCCAAACCUAGGACAACUAGGAGCUAGGCUGCCCAUCCAAUUAAUUAAUUGAUUAAUUUAAUAAUUCAUGUUUUUUGUUGUUGAAAGAAUUAGUGAUUUUUACACAUACAUGACGUUGUUAUUGGGGAAUAUUAUUUUUGCAUGGUUUGUUUGCAUCUCAAUAUUUUGUCUUUAUUUUCUAUCAUUUUAACUACUCCCCUCCUAUGUUAUCCUGUUAUACUUUAUUGACCAGUUUCAUCUUCUGUUUUCGCUUGCAUUUUUGUACUGUGCUAUAUGGUUUUUGUUUGGUUUUUGGGUUUUUGUGUGUUUCCCUUGCACACUGCCAAUAAAACUGACGUCUCAAAGUUUCUCUCUCUAAAUGUUCAAAGGCCUUGCCAUUAACUGAAACUAGAAACCUAUAUCAUUUUAACAACUACUAAUUAUUACUUUAGAAAUGUUUUCAAUCUGGAGGUUUGAAUAUUAAGUGCAAACCAAUUCUUGAUCUAACUCUGCUUUUUCCCUAUGCAUAAAAUAUUUUAACUCUUCUUGUGUCUGUGGCUGCUAACUCUUCUAAUGCGGGAUUUGGGUGAACACUAAUCCAGAAUUCUCCUUCUAGGUCAAAUCUAGAAUGUGUGUUUUGUGAUGUAUGUAAAUUUCUUGUACCUUUUAAUGUGUUGUAGCUAAUAUAAAAGCUUGAACCUGCCACCAGUAGUUAAUUAAAAUGUCCUAUGCAGUAAACAUAGUCAUGAGCUUAACUAUCCUAAAAUAUAUUGACACUCUAUCUCUUAAAUUCCUAUAACUUCAGUAUGUGAUAAAAUACAGGGAGCCUCGUACACAAAUAUUCGUGUUGUACUAGUCUGACAAUAUUGUCAGUGUAAUUCUGCUGUUGGUGAUGCUUUUUUUUUUUUUUAUACAAUAUAUAAAUAUCUCUAUUAUAUAUACACUUACUUACGUGUAAGUCUUUGGAUGCAUAUGCUGUGUUGAUAUGAUAUGCACAGCACAAUAUACAUCCUCUUGUGACCUGCACACUGGUCCCAAAACAGCACCGUUUUGAAACUGCUAAAAGAUAAACUAUAAUGAUUUACUGUAUUGUACCGGUAGGUGUUAGAGGUGUACAGUUCACAGCUAUCAAACUGUGUACACUGCUGUGCAGCCUUUUUCUUUAAAGGGACAGCCAAUUCAAAUUUGAAAAUGUACUCAAAUUAGACUCCUAGUUACUUAUAGUAUUUCUAAACUAAACUGCUAUGUAGUCCAUGGUGCCUCACUCACUGUGAUCUCAUCAUCAAGGUUUAUCUGACAGUCAAUGAUCAGGUACCACUUUGGUUUAGUGCUAAUCUCAUAUUUUAAACACAGCACAAAGAGCUUGUGUCUGUUAACACACUUGACAUGACAAGACAAAACUUAAAGGUUAGAGCUGGUGGCAUUUUUAUUAAAAGCAAGUUGUGAUGUGCAUCAAUUAACGGAAUACAAUGGGUUUUAUACCCCUUUAUGGAAGGCUACAUGCUGGUAUAUUAUACUCUAAGCAUCAUGUAGGUUAGUAUAACAGAUGUGGGUACUAUGAGUACUUAUGUUUAUGUGUUUGUCCUUUUUAAAUGUAGUACUUUUGGUGUGCAUCCCCUUGCAUGUACUAUAAAUAGAUGUUGGACAUACAUUGCAAAUAAGCAUAUACAUUGUAACUAGACUAUAUGUAACACUAUUUAGCCUAGACUUGUACACGCCUAAUAGGCAAAUGCAGUCUGUCAGCAAGCAUUGUUAUUAAACAAAUAUCACAAUUAAAACUCAAUUUUAUCUCAAAAAUGAUUUCUAAAUAGGAUGGUCUUAUUGGUUACACUAAAAUUUUAAGGAAUUAGAUGAACAGCUGCAUGUGUAUAGUUACCGCACAAGUGUAAAGAAAGGUUAUAUAAUCACACAUUUUAGUAGAAAUAUUAUACUAAAAUAAUUAAGGUCUUCUCUAUACUCAACACUUGUGUUAGAAGCCAAAACAAUUAUCGUACAUAUUUUUUCAAGCACUACUCAGUAAACCACUAUAUUCCAUACAAAAAAAGUUCACGCCAUAUAUGUUGUAUCUGUUACAUUCUUUCAAUUUCAUUCUUUACCCAUUCCAAGAUAUUUCUUUGUGUUAAUUAACAGCAUGUUAGAAAGCAGACAGAGAAUUGACUGCAACAUAUUCUAUACAAAAGAACAAAGAUUAAUGUGUCAAUGUGCUAAAGAGUAAUAAUGUGUGCAUAUUUGCCCUAAAAUAUUGCCAUGUGUUUUUACAGGUGUAAGAUGGGAAGUGCAGUCGGGAGAAUGGAACCAAAUGGUCCAUAUGAAUGUUUUGAUCACCUGUGUCUUAGCCGCAUUUGUGCUCGGAGCUUUUAUUGCAGGAGUUGUUGUCUACUGCUACCGGGAGAUGUUCGUACGGAAAUCAAGAAAGAUCCAUAAAGAUGCAGAGUCUGCACAAUCCUGUACUGACUCAAGUGGAAGUUUUGCUAAACUGAAUGGAUUAUUCGACAGUCCUGUUAAAGAAUAUCAGCAAAGCAUUGAUUCACCUAAACACUACACAAAUAUAUUGACUAGCAGAAAAGAAUUGCCGCCAAAUGGUGAAACAAAGUCUAUAAUGAUGGAUAGUCAAGGGCAGCCACCUGAACUAGCUGCACUUCCAACUCCAGAAUCAACACCAGUGCUUCAACAAAAAGGCUUGCAGCCAAUCAAAAACCAAUGGGAAAAGACACACAAUAAUUUAAACAUUUCACGAAAAGAAACACCUCUUAAAAGUCCUCAGUUUUUUCCUUCCAGCCCUCCUCCUCACUCGCCUUUAGCACAUGGACAAAUUCCAAGUGCGGUUGUUCUUCCAAAUGCUACCCAUGAUUAUAAUACAUCAUUUUCAAAUUCAAAUGCACACAAAUCAGACAAAAAACUCCAUAAUAUUGAACAUUCUUUGGUAAAACCAUCAGGUAAGAGAGACCACAGACGUUCAGUGGACUCCAGGAAUACACUGAAUGAUUUUUUGAAACAUCUUAACGACUCUUCUGGAAGUUCUAAAGCUAUUAUGGCAGAUAUUCAGGUGGCUCAUCAGAAUAGUCACCAGGCAGCACAUCAAACUUUAAUGCUUGAUACUAUGGGAAACAUGUCUGAAAUUCCACCUAAAGUUCCAAAUAGGGAAGCUUCCUUAUAUUCUCCCUCUUCUACGCUUCCAAGAAAUAGUCCCACAAAACGAGUGGACGUACCUUCAACCCCAAAUGGGCAAAUGACACCCUCUUUGGAGACACAAAGAGGUUAUCACAAAAACUCUUCACAGAGACAUUCUAUAUCAGCUCUACCUAAAAAUAUGAACUCACCAAAUGGUGUUUUGAUUUCUAGGCAACCUAGUAUUAACCGAGGAGGUUAUAUGCCUCCCAGUCCUAGUCCAAGAAUGGACUAUAUGCAAGCAACACCUGUCAUUGUUCAUCAACAGACUUCCUUAUCAAGGCAAAGCAGUUAUACAGGACAUGGAACCCUUCCUCGUACAGGAAUUAAGAGGACACCGUCAAUAAAACCAGAUGUGCCACCAAAACCUUCAUUUGCUCCACAGAAUACAUCUGUUAGACAGCUAAACAAAUAUAGCUACUAAGACAUUUUUCUUGAACCAUACAUGGUUGUAGCACAUGGUGUUGCUAAGGAACUCUCCAGGCAGAGACACGUUUUGCCUAAUCAGUCCCAAACUGAGUGGCCAAAAAUGCUGCCUUUAGUUUGGCAACAUCAUUGUCUUGCCAGACAUAGGAGUUGCAAGAUAUUUUUGCAACGAACAAAACAAAGGAAAGUGCUGGUCAUUUUAUUUCUUUUGUUUGGAGCUAAGUGGAAGUGUAGCACUGUGUUGGCUACUUCACAGUUACAAAAAUCUGAAACAGUACUACAAAUUAAGAUAUACUUGAAAAAUGGGCUUAAUGUUAAACUGCCGCUGUGUGUAGCCAUCCCAUUAAAUGUGAACGUCUAAUAUGUAUGCAUUCACCUUGCCUCUUGCACAAAUGUCAGAAAAUGAUCCCAAUCAAUCAUUUUCAGGUAGUUUUUCCUUCUACUUUCUCAAGCCUAAACAUAACCAUGAGUCAAAUAUGGCAACUGUGCAUAUAUCACCAAUAAAUUCAACCUAUAUGUAUUUUGUUUGUGUGAAGAAUAUAUGUCCCCUACACAUGAACAUGCACGUAAUGAUUCUCAUUGCAAUUUCUAAGCUGUGGAAUGGUUUAUAUUGAGCAUGGCUGAACAAAAUGGAAGAAAGUGACCUUCCAAUAAGCCUCUGCUGGGGAUAUAGCUAUGAGAAACAGAGAUGUGCCUCUUUCCUGCCUUCCAGAUGAUUUAACUUGGCUGAGCAAGGUACUUCGUACAAGAAUGUUAAAGAUUCUUAGAAUUGUUAUGCUGCUAUUUAACCAAUAUUGUAUAUUUCACUGGAAAUACUACUCGGACUCUUCGUUGAAGGCUGUACCUUUCUAGAAUUGGAAUUACCAUUUGGCUCAUUCUAGAUCGCCAUUGGUAAUUCAAUACCGAUACAAUUACCUAUUGCCAGAUGCAGCCCCCAUUUGCUAAUGCACUGAAAAUGUAACAUAGUACUUUCUAAAAUUAUUGAAAGUUUGUGUCCUGUUCACUAGAAGAGCCCUUCAACAUGGUGGAUACCACUGUGGUACUUAAAAAUGUUUGUUCCCCCUACUCCCUUCUAUAAAGGUCAGGCUGGCCCAACUAUAGGGUAGUUAGCUCUACAGUAGUGCAAUGAAUAUAUGUUUGUUUCAUGUGUGAGUGUCCGCCAAGGUCAUGCAGGUAAUGACAAAAACAUGUAAAUAUGUGUGAGGGUACCUGAAUCUGUGCAUCUUGUGCCUUAUUCAUGAAUAAAUUUACUAUAGUCUGUCAAGUAUCUUCAGUAUAACAUGCCAUAUUAUCCGAGAAUCAGAAAGGAACAUUUAUAAUAAGCCCCUUCUAUCCCUGAAUAUAAAGAAAGACAAUGUUUGCUAUUUAGAUUACAGUAAGCCAUUAUUUAUCUAGGGCGGCAUUCCGCUCUAGAACAACGAGGAAUCAAAAUCUUUUUAAAAUAAAACAAAGAUUUCUAGGCUAAUUCACCACCUGCUAAAACUAUGUAAUGUUAGACAGUUUCAAGUACCUACUUGUGACUUGUGUUCAACACAGAUGGCUAUUUUAGUUGAAAAAAAAUCACAUAAGCAUAUUGUUUAUUGAGUAUAAUUUAGAGCAGCGGUUGAAAUUGCCUUAGUACAACAAAAUAGAGAAAAAAAACUCCCAAAUUAAAAUGGGUUUUAGGAAAAUGGAAACCAAAUUAGUUUACUUGUUUUUGUAUAAAGUCUUUUAAAAAAGAAGAUAUACAUUUCAUUUUAUUUUUUUAAGUUUUUAUUUUUUUUUUAAUGGCCAAAGUUGAGAACGUUAAUCUUAGAUAUGGGGGCAAUAUUUUAAUGGAGUUAAUACGAGUUAUGCAAUUUCUAUCAACUUUGUCAUCCAUUUGAAAAUGUAAAUGCAGAUAUGACUUCAUGUUUAAGAUAGAGGUAUGAGCACCAGAGCUUGUACAAGCCAAACCACGAAUUCCGUUAACAUGGAUAACAUUGUACUGCCUUGUAGAUCGUAAUGUGAGUUCUAUCAGUAUUUAUGUUGAUGUUUCUAACAUUCAAUCUAGGCUAAGAAAUACAUUUAAUAAUAAAAAAAGUGCUUUAUCCAUUUGUGUGAAGGUAAAAGCAGAUUGUAUCUUUUUUAUAUUGUUCCAACAUAGAGAUGUAACCAUGGGAUUAAGUUGCUCUAUUUUGUUCAGUAGAGUACUUUACCGUGUAGAUAUCUUGUAAAGCUGUAUUGUGAAUGUGUAAAUAAUUCUGUACUUUUGGGUUUUUAACACCGCAUGUAAAGGUUAAAAUAAAAAUCAAGUGAAAAAAUAA